Pelobates cultripes (western spadefoot toad) is the source of this 59732-nucleotide messenger RNA. Lineage: Eukaryota; Metazoa; Chordata; Amphibia; Anura; Pelobatidae. The record is from the annotation of a GenBank genome assembly.
AUGGGGAAGAGACAGAGGGGAGAGGGAGAAGGUAUGGUGAAAUUAGUGAUAGUAAGAAGGGGGGGGGGUGAGAAACAGGCUGGGUUGGAUUGCCCGGUCUCGCGGGUCGCUCUCAUCCACCACGCCACACGCGCGUUCAGGUCCCUUACCCGGCGGGUUGGUUUCCGGGGUAGUUUCUGUUGCAUAGGUAGUACGUCCAAGUCCUCCACAUCUCCUCCUGUUUCUCCAGCCUGCCACUUACCGCCGCUAUUUCGGCUUCAACUUGUCUGAUCUCCUCCACUCUCUGGAGCCAGGUUUGGAACGUUGGUGGCUGUUUCUGGGAUCAGUGAUUUCGCUGCCGUUAGGAGGUGUCGGGACACAGUUUUCUUAUACCUCGAUAUGGGUAAGUCUGUUCUGUUGAGUAGGAUAUCUGCCGGGUCUGUUCUGUUGAGUAGGAUAUCUGCUACCUCUCGCAUCGCCUCGUAUAUUUGCUCCCAGUACGGUGUUAUGAGAAAAUGUGAAAGAGAGUCCCCACCGCCCUCUCGCAUCUCCAGCAGUGCUCAGGGACCUCUGGUUGGUAUUUAUGAAUCUUCUGUGGUGUGUCGUACCACAGAGUGAGUAUUUUAUAGUUGAUUUCCUGAUAUUUGGCACAUCGUGAGCUGAGGGACGUGCACAGGGCUAUCUUGUCCCAUUCAGUUGGAGUAUACGAGGUGUGUAGUGCCUCUUCCCAUUGCGCCUGGAACUUCAUAGGAGGGACUGCAUCCGCCUGCUGUAGGAGUGUGUAGAGGAUCGAUAUACCUCGAUGGAGGCCUCCACCCCUCGAGCAAGUUUCCUCAAAUGGGAGCAGAGGUCUUGUAAGCUGUAGUUAGUGGGCAAACGACUCGUGAAAGUGAAUCAAUUGGUGAUACCGAAAACGCUCAGUCAUAGUUGGUUCGCGGUCUUGCAAGAAUUCACUCAGGGGUAACAGUGUGUGUCUCCUGCAGAGUCCUGAGAGGCGUAAGUGUCAUCCUUUCCCCAGGAACCCUGCCUCCCAUCCAGGAGGAAAUGCUGGGUUGCCUGUGACUGGGUACAUUGGUCCGGUUAGCGUUGUUAUGGAGAGCCGAAAGCGUGUCCGGUACCAAACCUUCAGAGUUGCCCCAACAAAGGGUUGUUCACGUAUCAAUUGUUUGGCUGUGUCAUCCGGCAGCCAUACCGCUCCCGGGAUACCAGCCUUCGAAGCAUCUCUUUCCAGCGUUGUCCAGAUCCUCUGUGUAUCUGUUUCGUGCCAGGCUACAAUUCUCGACAGGUGUGUUGCUUUGUAAUAACCCACCUAUUUGGUAUCACCUUCCCCCUUUAGUCUCAUCAGGUGUCCCAAUCUUAUACGUGGUCUAUGCCCCUUCCAUAUGAAUUUUAUCAGAGCCGAGAGACCUUAUGUUCCACUCCUACAAAUCGGAAACCAUGGAUCGAGGGGUUGGACCGAAGAGCACAAAGAAAGGGUUCCAGCGUGAGGACAAAUAGUAUGGGGGAGAGAGGGCAUCCAUGCCGUGUCCCAUUCGUACUGGCGUGGAGAGGUCCCCGUUCACGUGCACACUAGCCGUUGGUACAGAGUAAAGAGCCCGGAUCCAUUUGCAGAAAGGUUCCCCGAAUCCCAUCUUCUGUAGUGUGUUAAGCAUGUAUCGCCGGCCCACCCGGUCAAACGCUUUUUCUGCAUCUGUUGAGAGUGUGACGGCGCGAAGUUGAAGCUAGGUGCAUAAGGUUGAGGAGCCUGAUGGAGUUGUCCCUCGCUUCCCGAACUUCAAGAAACUUUGUGAAAUUUUUCCAAAGAAAAAUAAAAAAGGUUUUCUCACAAAAUAUAUCUAUCAGAUGAUGAAAAGUAUGUUCAAUAGUAGUGCAACGCGUUUCGUCCCUCUCUGGGACUUCCUCAAGGACAAUCUUUUACAAAAUGCUGGAUACAAAUGCAUACCCAAAUGCAUUUGUAUCCAGCAUUUUGUAAAAGAUUGUCCCUGAGGAAGUCCCUGACAGGGACAAAACGCGUUGGACUAUUGAACAUAUUUUUCAUCAUCUGCUAUUAUUUACUUUGAUGUAAGUAAUAAAUGCUGCUUUUUGUACUUUAUUUACUCAGUUACUUCAUUAUUUUCUUGCAUUUUUCUAUCUUUUGUAUGAGAUUAUCAUCUAUUCAGCAUUGAAGAAGACACACACCAAUAUAUUUCUGAAGGCACUUUAUUUGAUGUUAAAGUGUGAGUGAUCACUUGGCACUUAAUUUUAUAUCCAGUAUUAUUAUACACAGUGUUGCACUAUGUUAUAUUUUUGCUUCCCUAGCUGGAAUAGCCCUAGGAAACAGAAAAUAUUUGAAAAACGCUAACUGGAACAUCUUCUGUAUCACAGAAUAAAUGUUUUUUGCAUAUUACAUACAUAAAAUGUUAGUUCACAUGGAGCACUGAAUGACAAAUAACAUUUAAAUCUUCAUUAUAAUGGACUUACAAGAAAAUCCUCACAAAAGCAUUUUAUUUACACAAUAAGACUUACUUGCAAGUGAAUAAACCAUUUGCAUUUUGACACAAUUAAGCAGGGUGAAAUAAUGAUGCUUCAGGCCAUGUGCUGUUUAAUAGUUCCCUGGGUGUUUUGGUAGAGAGGAAUUUUGUAAGCUGAAGCAUCCAUGUUUCUGUAAACCAUUUUGUUAACCCAAAUUAAUUGGCUUCUCUGGUUUAAAAUGGGACAAUGGUAUCUGGUUGAUGAUGGAAGAAUUUGCUAUACAACAAUACUUGUACACUUUCAGGAUCCCUUUCCAUGUUUUAGAAGUUUUUUUGUUUUUUUUUUAAAGGAAAACAUACUCGUUUUCCUGGCUCUAUAGGUUCUCUAGGCCCCCACCACCAUCAGGGCCCCUCUCCCGCCGGGCUCUAGGGGAUGGAAGGGGUUAAAUUUACCUCUUUUUCCAGCGCCAGGCGGGGGACUCUCCUCCUCCUCCUCUACUCCUCCUUCUCCUCGUCAUCGGGUGAAUGCGCAUUCAGCCAGUCCACAGGAAAGCAUUCUCAAUGCUUUCCUAUGGACGCUGGCGUCUUCUCACUGUCUUUCUCUGAAACUGCUAUGUUUAUAGAGGAAAGGGUUAAUGCUAGCUGGACCUGGCACACAGACCACUUCAUUACGCUGAAGUGGUCUGGGUGCCUAUAGUGGUCCUUUAAUUAAUGUAUAUUGUUUAUUUUUUAAUUUAUGUACUUUUUAAGACUAUUUCUAUCAAUGUGAUUUAGUUUUAUAUGAGAGUGUUUUUAUAGUUGAGGGGACCACUGAUAUACAGACUAGUAGGUUAGCACAAUAGGAGCCGUGGAGACAGCAUGGACAACCGAUCAACAAAAGAGCUCAGAGCAUGUGGAAAAAAAUGUCUAUGCAUUUUAAUAAUCACAACUGCAUAUAGGGCAGUGGAACAGAGAAUAAACAGACAGCAUUCCAGUUGAAAUGAUCAUUACUUUGUACAUCAUACGUGCAAAAUUACAGCUGGGGAUGCAAGAAAGUUACUUACCUAGCUGGCAACACACACAAAUAUUUAAUUAGCUUCCAAACACAAAUAGCCAAAGCACAGCCAUACAUAAUUAAACCCCUCUUACAUACACAUACGUAUAUACAGACAUUGGUUUUCUAUGCACAUUUACACCAAGUUAGCCACUGAAAUGCAAACAUAUAUCCAUAUACUUGGACACACAUAUUUCACUGACUUCUAUUUUGUUACUGGAGUCCACACACAAAUUUAUGAAUUACACAUACUCCGUGUUUCCUCCUCACCUCGUUUAAAUAUUUUAUCAUUAGAUUUCUAGGAAGACAAUAUAUUCAGGUGCAUAGCUUCUAUUUGUCCCUCUCUGGGCACAAUUCACUUGACAUUUAUAGGAACAUAUCAUAGGGAUAUGAUAUCACAUGCACCUCAUCAAUCACUAUUUUUAUGCCAGAAGUGUAAUUAAGUAAACGUAAAUAAAGUAAUAAUUGUGGGAGAGUUGAAAAAGUAAAAGGAUGAGUGUCACCGCCCCAGUGCCUCAUGGGCAGCACCAUGCUCAUGUUGACGCUUUGCACCAUUCUGGUGUCUUUUUAAAUGCAGAUUGCUCCACCUUACAUUCCUUAUGUACUCCCUGAUGUGCUCAUUUUACCACAUGACAGGAUGCUUCAUAUGUUGCAUAAUCUUUCUUUACUAACUCCAUAGCAGCAAAGAAAAGUAAUGAGAAAACUGAGAACCAAUCACAAGCAAGCAUAGGUUAGAAGAGUCAUGUCUCACUGCAGCGAUUCCUCUUUCUUUGCUGCUCCAUCACAAGAUAAGUACAGAGUUUUGUUAUCCUCUCUCUGUCCUUUUCUCAACCUUUGUUUUCUCCUUUUCUUAUUUGUCUUUAGAAUAUUGCAGUUUAUUACCUUUUAUUACACUUUUUCUGUCCAUUCUCAGGUGGCUACUAUCAACUCCCUUCUGAGGUCUUUCCUAUCCCUACCUGUUCCACCUCAGGUAUCUCCCUUUCUGUUCUCAGGGUCCUUGGGGCUCUCCUGCUGACCCUCUUGCCUGCCCGUUUUCUUUGGGGGACCCUGCCUAUUCCGGGUCCCGGUUUUGUGCCCUCGCAUUGCGGGCCCCCCUUUCCCCUGCUUUGUGCGUGUCUUUUACACUGUUGUGCGUUUUUUUCUAGCCGAACUAACCACUUCGGGACUUUACUGGGUCGUUCGUUCAGCGACCAUCUUGAUUUGGACAGCCUCUUGAAGUGACUACCGAGCUUCAUUCAGCUGUGCCCUGUCAAGCAUUACUGCUCUGAGUCUAUUUCUGCAUGCACCCUCAGGGAAAUUGGUGGGACCAGGUCCAGGUUAGUGCUCUGCACUAGGGGUUGGUUCAAGCCAGUUGGGUCUAUCCCUUACUCUGGACGGGGUGAGCCCCCAUUUAUGUGCUGCUGAACAGACCUGUUCAUGCAGGAUUCCGAUCUCCUGGGUCAGCUCCAGUGAUUACAUACCUUCUCCAUCUGCUUGUACCGGCUUACCGGCCACAAUUAGUACAGGUCAUCCGGUACCUGUUUCCAUAUCACCCCCUUGGCCCCCAGGUCUCUCCUACCCUCCGUGCCACUACAAUACUGCCAUCAUGCUCAUACCACAAGGUGAGCCCCGAGUGAUUGUAGCAAGUCACAAUGGAAGAGACACAGACCCAAUCAGACUUGCAGGCCAUGAUCACAGCAGCGGUUGCUGCCUCUAUGAAGAAGGCCUUUUCCAAGACGGAACACGACAGUGCCAAGUCCAUUCCCAAAUGGGCCCAUUACGUGCCAGAUUUGGAGGACUCUGACUCCUCCAGGGAACGGUCACGACCUCCCAAACGCCACUGGAAGGGCGAAAACACCAAGCCUAGGAAAUCCAAGGCAAGGCCCCUGCCAAAUGCAAAAAGAACACGACCCGUACGGCCCACAGGCCUGCACAGAUGUCCACAGAGGAGGACGACGCAGGACCAGCCCAAGCACUUUCGGUACUAGAUGAAUGGCAGGUGGAGGCAUCCGAACCGGAGGAGAGUAACUGGGACCCUGCUCCCAACUCUGACCCGUUCCUUACAAGGGAUGCAUACCUGGGUGAGCCCCAGGGUUCCAUGGCUACGACCAUGGAGGAAUCAGAGGUAUUCCUGGACGCCUCUGGCCUCCGGAUGUUUGAGCUAAAAAAAAUACGCCAUCCCUGCUCUGAGGAAUGGAUCCCCCUGAACAUCUUGCGAAGUUUAUGCACUUUUGGUUUCGGAAACCCCUGGACAAAGAGGUGUGGAGAUGCAUGUGGUCUGAGUGCCCUCAUCCAAUUCUACCAGAUAAGGUGGCUAAUACACCUGAUUUUGAUCAGCUCAUGCUGACUUUCAUAUCCCCCGCGCGGAUUCAAGGGGGCUCAGGAUAAACUCCUUGACUCCUUUGGACCUCUAGCAAGGGUUAUGACCUGGCAGACGAUGCCUAUGAGCUUUACCCCAGAUAUGGUGAGUGGGCACGUGACACCUGAGAGUGAGCACAAAGGUGUUUCUGCUUCAUCAGGAAUACUAAUGUGUGGUAAUCGACAACAAGCUCGUGGAAUUGGGGGAUAAAUUAUUUGGAGAGGCCUUUCUCAAAGACCUCAGCAAGAGGGUCAACAUAUUUACAUCCCUCAACAAGGCUCAAUCAUCAAUGUGGAAAUUCUUCCGCGGCUCUAACACAAGGGGCCAUUGGGCGCAUCUGGCCAUUGGGCCCCCAUACCACCAGGACACAGCCUUUCAACCGGACACAACCAAUUGCCAGAGAUUCCACUAUUGUAGGAGAUCAGACCGUGGUCGAGGAGGCCGAGGACGCUCCCGAGCUAGAUUCUCCAACGGUAAGGCACCAUAUUACCUUUCCACUAACUACCUUCCAGAUCGCAGGUCGUAUUUCUCUUUUUUUCCAGAACUGAGCAGACGUCUCCAUGGACGCAUGGAUCCUACAAAACGUGCGAGGCUACCGCAUAGAAUUCGAGACAAUCCCGGUCCAACGAGUUCCACUGCGCCCGCUCCACGUAACGCAAGCGGACGCUCGCCUGGUAGAUUCCGAAUUACGGGAACUGCGUGUCAAGUGUGAUAUUCGACUGGCCCCGGAUUUGACCGGAUUCCUGCAGCAACAUUUUCCUGGUCAGGAACAAAAUUGGAGAAUUUCACCCAGUUAUCAACCUCAUGGAUCUGAACAACCACGUGGUAUACAGACACCUCAAAAUGGAGGGCAUCCACCUCCUCCGGGAUCUGCUUCGAGACAACGACUGGUUCACCCGUCUAGAUCUCAAGGAUGCUUACCUGACUAUUCAGGUCCAUGAACAGAGUCGCUCCUUCCUUCGUUUCCACUGGCACGGAACAGCUUGGCACUUUACUUGCCUUCCGUUCGGCCUCAGCUCGGCCCAUUGGUGCUCCACCAAAAUGCUGAAGCCUGCGGUGGUGCACCUUCAGCCUGUUGUAUAAGAUGUAUCAUUUAUGUCAAUGACAUCCUGAUCUUUGACGGAGACGCACAAACUCUCCGGACCCACACCGACUAUACAGAACACCUGCUAGAAUCGCUAGGCUUCAUGAUCAAUCGUGCCAAAUUAGCGCUGGAUCUAGGCUUCGAAAUAGACUCCAGAUCUUGCAUCCUUUGUCUUCCGGCCGCAAAGGUUACCUCCAUCUGCAGGGAGAUCCGGAAGGUUCUUCGCAUGACGUCCAUACCUCUGCGCCUACUGGCACGGAUAGUAGGUCUUCUGUUCUCGUCGAUACAGGCUAUAUUCCCGGGACAAAGAGAACGUUACCUGCGCUCUGGCCUAAAUCCCCAUGUACAUUUAAACAAAAUGGAGGCUCCAUUUUGUUUAAAUGUACAUGGGGAUUUAGGCCAGAGCGCAGGUAACGUUCUCUUUGUUUUUACUAUGUAUUUUAAGCUGUUGGAUACUAAGCUACUGCUGCUGUAAGCACGGUGCUUUAUCUUUGUAUUUAUAUUCACGGGACCCCUAAACUACAGGGCCAUGCAACGCCUCAUGACCAGAUUCCUACGCCAAAACCCAAUGUACUAUCAACUGGUCCCGAUGUCGGACGACGUCCGGGCAGAACUACACUGGAACUACACUGGCUGAACUGCAUGCAGGCCUGGAACGGCUGAGCCAUAUUCGAAAGGCAACCAGAUUUCGUGCUGGAAUCAGAUGCCAGCCGAUCAGGUUGGGGAGCGACACGUCCACGGGAGGAGUAUGGACCUCUGAAGAUCUAUCGAUGCACAUAAACUGCUUGAAGCUCCUAACAUGGUCAUUCACCCUCCGCAGUCUGGUGAAAAGAAAAUCCAAUAUCUCGGCAGUGCAUUAUAUCAAUCACCUUGGAGGUACAUGCUCUCAGGCACUGCCUACCCCGCAACAUUACGCUACUAGCGGAACAUCUGCCGGGAGAAUCCAAUCUCACAGUAGAUUGUUAUUCGCUCGACUGGUAGCUGGACCCUCAAGUUUUUGCUUCUCUAAACGAACGAAGAGUUUUUAUUUUCUCCCUCGACCUGUUCGCCUCAUGUGACAACCGACAGACAAAGGACUUCCUUAGUUGGCUAACAAACCCGGAGAGCCAAGCAGUGGAUGCAUUUCUGCAAGCGUAGCCACAGCGCGAAGCCUAUGCCUUCGCAAUGAUAGUGAGAGUCUGUAAUGCUAAACUACUGGAACGCAACUGCAGAAAAACUUCCAAUUACAUCAAUUUAUAAUUUUAUUCUUUUUUUGUUAUUGAGUUGCACGAGUGGUUACUGUAGCUUUAAACCCUUAUAGCAGGUUGUUAGUUGCAGGAAAAAAUAAGCCACUGAAGUUUUGCACAAGCCAAGCAGUCCCAAUUAAGGAUAGUGCAGAGAAUGCAUGCAGAAUUAGGUUGUAUUAAAUGUAGUAGAAUUAGCUUCAGGAGAGUUUAACAAUGAGGCAGUUUCUUAUUUGCACCUGAGAGCAGUUGGAUUGAAGGAAAAAGUACUUAGCUUAAGAGGCAGUUUCUUAUUUGCAACUGAGAGCAAUUGGAUUGAAGGAAAAGGUACUUAGCUUAAGAGGCAGUUUCUUAUCUGCAACUGAGAGCAAUUGGAUUGAAGGAAAAAGUACUUAGCUUAGAGGCAGUUCCAGGUAACUGAAGAGUUCAAAUUAAUCAGUUCUUUAGGGGAAGGAGCAGAAGUCCAUUUAACAAUCCGAGGUCGAGGAGUGGAGAAGGAGGAUAGUGGUUUUCAGAGCGGUUUUCGGUACAUGGAGGAGCUUCAAUUGAAAUUGAGUAGCCGGUAUGAGGUUCACAGGCACUUGUUCAAUAAUCCAGCAACUUGAAUCUGGCGCGGUCUUCCUAUAUAGCGUGGGGAGACCGCGUCAGAGAAGGGACGGGGCAGAGCUCCGUCAACCCGGAAGUUGCUUAAUUCGGCGAAACCGGCAGAUAUAACCUGACAGAGUCCUUCACCGGAUCCGAUUGCAGAGAGUGGUGCUAACGCUCCUAAACACCGUUAUGGCAGAGCCAACCCUGAUUUCCGGAACUUUUAGAACUAACGUGCAGGGAUCCCCUCCUCCUGCUAUCCAACCCGAGGAUCCUUAGGAGCCCGAUGGGACAGCCCCAUCCUCUAAUCAUGGAAGGUUGCCUUCUCCUGGUGGCCUGAACACUAUCCAGGCUUCCUGGUGAGUCAGAGACUUUUCGCAGGAAGCUAAGGACCUCCUAUUGGACUCCUGGGCACCAGAAAAUAGGAGAUGUUACCUAUCUGCGUGGCAAUCUUGGGCCACUUGGUGUUUGGGAUGGCACAUUGAUUCCUUUACUGCACCUGUUCCCUCUAUCCUAAAUUUUCUCGCCUCUCUGUUUGCAACUGGGAAAUCGUGUUGUUUCUUUAACGUGGUAUGGUCGGCCAUUUCAGCGGCUCACAUUCCACUCCAAGGGAUCCCAGUUGGGCAAGACCCCCUCAUUUGCAGACUUCUUCGCCGCCCUCCGGAACCCAAAUAUACACAACUCUGGGACGUCGGUAUCAGUUUGCAAUUUUUGCGAGAUUGGCCUCAGAAUGAUAAGUUGUCCCUUCAUCAGCUUACGGCCAAAUACACCUUUCUCCUCUGCUUGGUCUCCUUUUGAUGGGUCUCGGAUGUCCGCGCUUUUGACACUGGCGCAUUUACAUUUUGCCUGGCGGGGGUUACCUUUCAGGUUUCAUGCAGCACCAAAUCUAACUCUUCCUCGGUUUUCUAUCCCCUUUUCCCUUCAGAUCCACAACUUUGUGUGGUCUCGACUCUACGUUGCUAUGGGAAGGUACCGCGACAUUGCGGUCUCCUUCUUCUCGUCUUGCGUUCGCCCGUAUGGUCCAGUUUCGGUCACUACAUUGGGUUCGUUGGCUGCUUUCUCUGGCUGGAAUUGAUCAGGCCUUUGGAGCACACUGCGUGAGAGUAGCCACAGCCUCAUCCGCCUUCUCAGCAGGGGUCUCACAUUCUAUGGGCCACAGAUUGGACGAGAGAAUCGGAUGUUCUAUUUCCAACCUCUGUCAAAUCCAUCUUUUGCUCUUUUAUCUCAGCGUUGAAACUGCAAAAUAUGAAGCUUCCUGUCAUGUGGUAAAAUUGAAGAUUAUGUUUGCUUUAGUGUACUAAUAAUCUUAAUUUUAAUAAUGACAGGAGGCAAGUAUUCCCCCGCCUCCCCCUUUCUCUGACUAUUUCCCUCCCUUUGUUUCUGAAUACCUUGCUUAUGGUUUUUCCUUUAUGUUAUGUCCAUACUUUGUAUUGCCUACACUUACGUUGAUUUUUCCCCUUGGGACAUUGUCGCUGGCUUUGUACGGGAGUUGUUUGUUUUAGUUAGUUACAAUAGCUGCGGGAGGACGGGAUUGUACUAUAUGUAUUAUACGUAGCAUAGACAGUCAGGGUAUACGUUUUUAUAUAACCCUUUCUGGAGACUAAAACUCUUUAUAUUCUCUUUUCAGUUUAAUUGGAACCCACAGUUGAACCCAAAGUGUUCCUUCGAUGGGAUCUUCCUCAUCAUUUUAAUUGGAAUAUACAGUUGAACCCAAGACGUCUCUUCGAUGGGACCUUCUUCCUCCUGUCCGUGUUUAAAGUUUACCACAUUGUGUUCUUCUACUGUUUCGUUGUUUAAUGGACUUGUGAUGUCGCAGUUUUAAAUAGUAAUCGCUGCAGUGAGACAUGCCUCUUAUAACCUAUGCUUGCUUGUGAUUGGUUCUCAGUUUUCUCAUUACUUUUCUUUGCUGCUAUGGAGUUAGUAAAGAAAGAUCAUGCAAAAUACUCGCCUGCUGUCAUUAUCAAAAUUAAGAUCUUCAAUUUUUGGUGCCACACCAAUCUGCGUCUAUUCAACAAUAUUGUUGAUGUACCUUUUGGAAUUCUAAUUGCACAAGCCUAUAGCAGCAGCUCUUGGGUUAUUUAAGGGACCCUCUGACCAUUUCUCUGUGCCCUGUACUGGUCUCAGUUAUCCAAGAGUACAUUUUAGUUAUCUGUUUUUUGACUUGGCCAUGUUUUAGUUACUAUGAGCUCUGGAAUCCUAGACUUUGGCUCUAUUAUCUCACUUAUCCAUAUUUAUGUACUCCUUGAACUCAGUCUUUCCCUGUUUGCAUUCUAUACUAUCCCGCGUUAAACCGGGCUACUCUAAGAACCGGUAAUGUGUUAAUUCCCUAGCGUAGGAUUCUCUGUUUCUUAGGUUUGCAUGUUGGGUUGUACCUGCUUUGACAGUGGUAAAAGGGAGGUUAUGACUAGUUCUCUGGAUCAGGUUUUCUCAAGUAUAGGACUGUAGUAGUUAUAGUGCCUGGAAUGUUUGUUUAAUUGUUCGCUUUGUUUUCCAGAGUAAAAAUUGAAGAAAAAUUUGAGCCAUGUUUGUAAAAAUGUGAAUUAUAUCACAGUUUACCACAUAUAUAAUUUCCUGUAAUACCAGUGUAAUGUAAUAAAAGAUUAAUCUGAUUAACUUCUAAUGAGAUUUUAGUUUCAUGAAUAUAUCAGAUGGCAUAUGCAACAAACAACAGCAUUAAAAUAGAGUUAAAUUAGAGUAUUGUAUCAUCGCAUAAUGAAGUGCAUGACUAAAGCUAGUUAACACAAGCCAAAAUGGAGGAGGAACCUGGUAUCUGUCACCAUUUAGUGUGGGUGGACGCUCUGCUUUUUAAGAAGUAGAUCUUAAAGCACACACUUUUUUUUAAGCUAAUGCUUAAGAUCUUCGAGGCACAAUAAACAUUUUCUCUGUAACGCCCAUCAUUUUCACAUGUAUGGGCUUGUCUUUGGCACUGGAUGCAUCUCCAUUUAAACCUUGCAUUAGCACCUGAGAAUAAGACUUGAGUGAGCGUGAGAUUAAUUAUAUCUCUGGUGUCUUUCCAUAGAUGCGCAUAGAAAAAGGAAAUUUAUCUUUUGGAUUUAUGAGUCCUCUUUUGAUCUCUUUAGACAAGUUGAUAUCUGGAAAUAGCGAAAUAAUUCUUUCAAUGAUCAAUGUCUGUUAAACACAGAGAGGCUAGCUAGCCUCUGUAAAAGGACAACCCAAAAAUUAUGGGCCCCUUUGAUGAAAGAUUCACCUAUAGCUCUAAAGGAGUUAAUUGCCAAAGUACAAAUAAGCCACAUUAAGAGUUAGCAUAGCAUAGCAAUGACAGGAGUAUGUAUGUGCGCAUUAACCUAUAUGGACACUGUGCAACAGUAAUUGGAGAUUUAAGGGUAAAUCAUUGAUGGCAUGUUAAGGGUUAAAAUGGGGUGAGAACUGAGAAUGUGUGAAAGACAAUGAGUUAACAUUGUGUGGGAAGAGUGCAUUUUGCUAAGCAGCAUUGCAUUUGCUUUAAUUCUGUGCUUUUUUCCCAGUGGGCCACUCUUGUACUGAGUGAGUGGCUUCUCAGCCUCGCCCUAGUGUAGCUGUCUGUCACGCUCCCUUAGCACUGAGUGGCCACUAGAAAUACGCUGCCCAGCGCCCAGAGUACAUGCUGCCAUACAUCUACAAAAUCCAAGGUAGGGGGGGUAAGGGCAGCGAGGGAACUCUGAUCAAUAUGUGCUAUUCAUACACAGCUCCCUUGCGUGCCCUAUAGAGGUGCCUGGAGUGAUAACGUUACAUCACUGUGGCCCAGGCUGAGGCAAAGGCGUACCUAGGGUCUCUACCGCCCUCGAUGAUUAGCUUAAGCAUGCGUGGGAUAGGCAUAAGGCUAUCCUAGCUAUAAGAUAAGGCCAGGGACUAAUGAAAGUAUUUCAAACAUUGGGCAGACUAUAUGGGCCAAAUGGUUCUUAUCUGCCGUCACAUUCUAUGUUUCUGUAUCAGUGUUCCAUCCCCCCCAUUCUGAAAAAGUUGAAAAAAUAUAUUUGCACUCACUUGGACUUGGAACUUCCAGCAUGGAAUGGAGGUUGCACUCACAGGACCUGUCCCAGCACCCAGGACUUACCCCAACACUGAAAUUGCACUCACAUGACUUGCUCCAGAACCCAGGACUUACCCCAGCACAGAGAUUGUACUCACACGACUUCCCCUAGCAUCAAGGACUUACCUCAGCACUUAGAUUGCACUCACAGGACAUGCCCCGUCACUGAGAUUCCACCCACAGGAUUUGCCCCAACACAGAGAUUGUACUCACAGGACUUGCCCAGCUCCCAUCUGCAUCUGCAUCCCGCUACGGACGAACUCUUAAAGGCCCCAGGGCAGUCCGGCACUGCACCACUAAAAUUUUUUUUAUAACAAACACAUACUUUGGUUGAGAUUGACAACCUCAGGCUGUCUCAAUAUAGUGGGGACUGCAUGUGAUGUAAUGGGGUAUCUGGAAGUAAUAGGGACUGCAUAUUGUGCGGUCUGAGGGUAAUGGCUACAGUUUGUGUGUGGUACAUUUGGCUGUUUGAGUGAAACAUAGAAACAUGGGUACUGCAUGUAAUGUCUUCAGUUGUCUAUGUGUGAUAGCAAUAGUUUGUGUGUGAUGGUAUUGGGUUGUGUGCAUGUAAUGGAAACGGUGUGUUAGCAUUUGGCUGGCUGUGUGUGAUGAGAAUGUGUGUGAUCAUUUUGUUCUGUCAAUGUGUGAUGGGGACUGCUUGUGUUUGUGAUGGGUUUGGGCUGGCUGUGUAUGGUGGGACUGUUUGUCUUUGUAUGAUAGUAAUAACCCCUGAUGAGUAGAUAGCAUCAUGUAACUGCUCAUAUGUGUUCAACAAAGAUAUGCUGAAAUAGAAAUUUCGUAGCAAAAAACCUUUAUAAAAAAGUGCUCCCUCCAAAAGACACUAAAAAUACAGUACCAAAAAAAGAAAAGAAAAGGUAGAUAUGCCACAAAUGACACCAAAAGUGAAAUAUGUGUAAAUAUCAAUACAACCUGGAUAUAAUAUUCCUAAAGUGAACAUAGGACUCAUAUCUAGAAAAUAAAAGCGUACUAAAGUGGUCUAAAAAUGACACAUUUAUUAAUACAAGUUUGCACUUACAAGAAGGCAGAUGGUACAGCAGCAUAUCUCCACAACAUAGUGGUAUCCCAGGCAGAAGCAAAGUAUCCUAAUUACAGAAGAUAUUCCAAGUAGUGUAAAUCGAAAAUUAGUUAAAAGCAAACAAACCAACAUAAAGCAUACAUAAAAACAUGGCAAAUAUCCGUAUCCUACACGGUUUGUCCCAUAGGACUUUUUCAGGAAUGUUACAUAUCCCUGAAUAAGUACUAUGGAACAAAACGCGUAGGAUACAGAGAUUUGCUUUGUUUUUAUGUAUGUUUGUAUGCCUUGGACACCACUAUGUUGUGGAUAUAUGCUGUUGAACCAUAUGCCUUCUUGUAUUGCAAAAUUGUAUUAAUAAAUGUGUAAAUUUUAGACCAUCUGCAUUAUCUAUUUGUUUUCUUCACCCAUCCUUCACCAUCUGCACUGUCAUUUGUAUUUGGUAAAGAAGAAGUGGUAAAGAAGAUCUACUCUAAAGAUCACAUUACACUCUGUGUAAGGAGACAAGCCAAAAUUCCUUUUUUAUCUUUUGAGUUUUCUACUACCCCCCACUCCUCCAUUCUAUUGCCAACUGUAUUAAACUACGUACACGUUUAUUUUCCAGAUAUGAGUCCUAUGUUCACUUUAUGAAUAUUACAUCCAGAUUGUAUUGAUAUUUAUACAAAAUUCAAGUUUGGCGUAUCUACCUUUUCUUUAAUUUUUUUGGUACUGUUCAUCUGUGCUACCUGUGUCCUGUAUAAACAUUGGUGAAUCCUAGACCAACACAAACUAAAAUAACUUUUUUCAUUCUACUGCAAACAAUAGGCAAUCCUGGGAACAUACAUAACAUUUACUCAAAAGCUUCAAAUUAAGUUACUUACUGUUUCAGUAGUAAUGCCACUGUCUGGAAUUUCCGGUCCACUUGCACCUUCAGUCCCUCUGCAAACUGCAGUCUAAGCCAGGUAGCUAGGUGCACUGUCUGCUCUGCUCGCUCCCUUAGUCCCUCUGCAAACUCGAGGCAGGGUAAGGUGUGGUUGCGCACACCGCUUGUUUCUUACCCCCCUUCCAUCCCUGUCUGUUUUCCCCUUCCAUCCAUAUCCCCUCCCCCUUUCAUCUAUGUCUCCUCCCCCGUGUCUCUCUCCCGCUUCCAUCCAUGUCUCUUCCCUAGUGUCUUCCCCCCCUUCCAUCCAUGUCUCUUCCCUAGUGUCUUUCUCCCCUUCCAUCCAUGUCUCUUCCCUGUGUCUCUCUCCCCUUUCCAUCCAUGUCUCUCUCCUUCCUUGCAUCCAUUUCUCUCUCAUCCCUUCUAUCCACAUCUCACUCCCUCCUUUCAUCCAUGUCUCCUCUCAAUGCCUCUCUUCCCCACCUAUCCAUCUAUCUAUCCGUCCAUGUCUCUGUUCUGCUCUCUUCCGUAUCUUUCUCCCCCUUCCAUUAUAUCUCCCUCCCCCUUCCACCAAUGUCCCCCCUCCAUGUCCAGCUACCCCUUCUAUGUAUCCCUACCCUGUUCCAUCUAUGUCUCCUUCCCUUUCAUGUUUCUCCACCUUUCCAUCCAUCUCCCCCUACCCCUUCCAUGAAGGUCCCCUACCCUUUCAUACAUAUCUGCCUACCUCUUCUAUACAUGUCCCCCUCCAUGUUCCCUACCACUUCCCCUCCAUACAUGUUGCCUUUCAUAUCCCCCUACAUCUUCCAUUCAUAUCCUCCUACCCCUGCCAUAUAUGCCUCGUCUCUUUCCAUCCAUGCCCCCCCUCAAUGUCCCAUACCGUUCCAUACAUGUCCACCUACCCCUUCCAUUAAUUUCCUCUUCCAUGUCCCCCUACCCCUUCCAUACAUGUUGUCUUCAAUGUCCCCCUUCCAUACAUGUACCCCUCCAUGUUCCCCUACCCCUUCCAUACAUGUCUUCUACCCCUUCCAUACAUGUCACUUUCCAUGUCCCCCUACCCCUUCCAUACAUAUCCCCUAUCCCUUCCAUACAUGUCCCCCUCCAUACGUGGCGUCUCCAGCAUUCAUAUUUAGGGAGGGCACAUGGGGGAGGGGGCCGGGGCAGAGACAAAAGUAGGGGGGGAAUUCUAAAACGUGUGUGUGUGUGUGUGUGUGUGUGUGUACCCAUUGUACAGUGCUAUGGAAUUUGCUGACUCUAUAUAAAUAAUAUAAUAAUAAUGUGUAUGUAUAUAUACACACACAUAUACACACAGAAACAUGGAGAACAUUCAAAAGUUAACAAAAUUCAGAUUUCCAGCAAUCUCGUUAAAUAGGCUAACGUCUGCUUUAGAUAUGCCAUUGUAACAAUAUCUCAUGAUGCCAGAAUGGUAACAAAACUAUAGUUUUUCAAAAUAUAUAUUUAUUUUUUAAAUAAUUUAUAACAUGCAAUUUGAAUGGAACAGCUAAAAAUGAACAGCUAAAAAUGGUUGGCACUUAAGUUUGUGCCCUGACCUAUAGUUGGUGAAUACUAUACCAACACAAACUAAAAUUACUUGUUUCAUUCUCAUGCUCACAAUAUGUAAUCCUCGGUACAUACAUAUCAUUUACUCAAAAGUUUAAAUUAAAGUUCACGUUACUUACAGUAGUGGUGCCAUUGUCUGGAGUGUCUGCUCCGCUGGCUCAGUCCCUCUGCAAACUGCACUCCCAGGUAGGUAAGGUUUGACACUUUACGUGGGAUCGCACUGCAAACAGUCUGCAAUCUCAGGAGUAAGUGUCACUGUCAUAACACUCGCUGUCUGCAAUCAGGAGUAAGUCACUUUUGUCACACUCACACCACUCACUGUAAUUACUGCAAUCUAUUCACUUUUUUCAAAAUCCGCAAUACCUGCUCCUCUCUGUCUACUUGCUCUGCUCCUGUCUACUUGCUCUGCUCUUGCUCCUUUCUGCUUGCUCUUCUCCUCUGUACUUGCUCCGCCCCUCUCUACUUGCUCUGCUCCUCUUUGCUUGCUCUGUUCUGCUCCUCUCUGCAUGCUCUGCUCCGCUUCUCUCUACUUGCUCUGCUCUUGCUCCUCUCUGCUUGCUCUGCUUCCCUUUAUUUGCACUGCUCUGCCUCCUCUCUGCUUACUCGGCUCCUCUCUGCAUGCUCUGCUCUUGCUCCUUUCUACUUGCUCUGCGCUGCUUCCUGUAUGCAUGCUCUGCUCCUCUAUGCAUGCUCUGCCCCUGUAUGCAUGCUCUGCCCCUCUGUACUUGCUCUGCUCCUCUUUACUUGCUCUGCUCCUCUUUUCUUGCUCUGUUCUGCUCCUCUCUGCAUGCUCUGCUCUUGUUCCUCUCUGCUUGCUCUGCUUCCCUUUAUUUGUACUGCUCUGCCUCCUCUCUGCUUACUCUGCUCCUCUCUGCGUGCUCUGCUCUUGCUCCUUUCUACUUGCUCUGCGCUGCUUCCUCUAUGCAUGCUCUGCUCCUCUCUGCUUGCUCUGCUCCUCUCUACUUACUCUGCGCUGCCUCCUCCCUGCUUGCUCUGCUCCUCUCUGUUUGUUUGCUCUGCUCUUGCAUACACAUAUUGCCCAAUACAUACAAACCAAUACAUGCAAUAUGUGAAUGUAUGUAAUACAUACAUUCACACACAUAUUGCCCAAUACAUACAUCUAUACACACAUCUUGCCUAAUACACACACACAUAUUACCUAAUACAUACACCCCUACAUGCACAGUGUCUGAUAGCUGUGAUAAAUAAUGGUUUAAUUCAUUUGGUUGGGUUUUAUUUAUAAUAUUGUGGCAUUUAAUUUAUAGUAAUGGGUUUGAUUUAAAGGACCACUCUAGGCACCCAGAUCACUUCAGCUUAAUGAAGUGGUCUGGGUGCCAGGUCCCUCUAGGAUUAACCCUUUUUUUUUAUAAACAUAGCAGUUUCAGAGAAACUGCUAUGUUUAUAAAUGGGUUAAUCCAGCCUCUAAAGCCUCUAGUGGCAUCUCAUCGACAGCCGCUAGAGGCGUUUGUGUGCUUCUCACUGUGAAAAUCACAGUGAGAAGACGCCAGCGUCCAUAGGAAAGCAUUAUGAAUGCUUUCCUAUGAGACUGGCUGAAUGCGCGCGCAGCUCCUGCCGCUCAUUCGCAUUCCGCCGAAGAGGAGGAGGAGAGCUCCCCGCCUGGCGCUGGAAAAAAGGUAAGAUUUAACCCUUUCCUCGCCAUCCAGCCCGCGGGAGUGGGACCCUGAGGGUGGGGGCACCCUCAGGGCACUAUAGUGCCAGGAAAACGAGUAUGUUUUCCUGGCACUAUAGUGGUUCUUUAAUCUUUGUUACAGUGAACCUGCCUGACAGGUUCACUGUAAGUAAAACAUUUUUUUUUUCAAAUAUCUAUAAUAUGUAUUAUAAAUGUAAGUGGUCACAUGGUCACUCGAACACUCUUACUUAAGUAUACACACAAUGUCACUUACACAUUCUCACUAACACACACUUACUGAAGUAUACACACAAUGUCACACACUCUCACUAACACACACUAUUAUUAGUAAGCAGUGAGAGUGUCAGUGACAUUAUUAAGUACACACACAAUGUCAAUGACACUCUCACUACUACACACUAUUAAGUAUACCCACACUCACUAACACACACUAUUAAGUAUACACACAAUGCCACUGACACACACUUUUAUUACGUAUACACACAAUGUCACACACACUCACUAACGCACACUAUUAAGUAUACACACAAUGCCACUGACACUCUCACUAACAAAAACUAUUAUUAAAGGACCACUCUAGGCACCCAGACCACUUCAGCUUAAUGAAGUGGUCUGGGUGCCAGGUCCAGCUAGGGUUAACCCAUUUUUUUAAUAAACAUAGCAGUUUCAGAGAAACUGCUAUGUUUAUUAAUGGUUAAGCCUUCCCCCUAAUCCUCUAGUGGCUGUCUCAUUGACUUUGAUUUUCACAGUGAGAGCACGCCAGCGUCCAUAGGAAAGCAUUGUCCAUAGGACGCCAGCGUCCAUAGGAAAGCAUUGUAAAUGCUUUCCUAUGUGACCGGCUGAAUGCGCGCGCAGCUCUUGCCGCGCGUGCGCAUUCAGCCGACGGGGCGGAUCGGAGGAGGAGAGAAGGAGGAGAGCUCUCCGCCCAGCGCUGGAAAAAGGUAAGUUUUAACCCCUUUCCCCUUUCCAGAGCCGGGCGGGAGGGGGACCCUGAGGGUGGGGGCACCCUCAGGGCACUAUAGUGCCAGGAAAACGAGUUUGUUUUCCUGGCACUAUAGUGGUCCUUUAAGUAUACAUACAAUGCCACUGACAAACUCAAGAACACACUCUAACUGAAAUACACACAAUCUUACUGAAGCAUACACAGAUACAAUGUCACUCACACCAGUGUACAGUCACACUUAUAUUUACACACACACAAACAUACACAAAAUAUUCACCCCCCAUGUGGGCCAUACCUGUGCUAGUGAUGUAUAGGAGGAACCAUACUCCUGCCUGCAGGAAGUCUCCCCUUUGUUUCUGCUGGGGGAGCAGGAGAGCCGUGCACAGUGAUCACAGGCUACUUAUUGCUCCCUCCAGCGUGUGUCCGAUGUUUACAGGCAGGGGGCUGCCAGGAUACCAGCUCAUGUCCUGGCUUCCCCUGCCUACAGGAUCCUUCUGUUCAUGGUCUGGGCUCUCAGUAACAUUGAGGUAGCCCAGCGCAGCAAGCAGUAACUUCACUUUCAAUUGGGGGGGGGGGGGCACAAAGGGGGACACAGCCUGAUCUGGGGGCAUGGCCUCCUCUGGUCCCCCUCCUAGAUACGCCACUGUCCACACAUGUCUCCUUCCAUGUUCCGCUACCCCUUCUAUACAUGUCCCCCUACUUAUUCCAUACAUGUCCCCCUACCCCUUCCAUUCACGUCCACUAUCCCUAUCCCUUCCAUACAUGUCCCCUUACUCAUUCCAUACAUGUGCCCCUCCAUGUCCCUCUACCCCUUCUAUUCACGUCCCCUAUCCCUUCCAUACAUGUCCACCUCCAUGUCCCCUAUCCCUUCCACACAUAUCCCCACCCAUGUCCCCCUCCCCCUUUAAUACAUUACACCUCCAUACAUGACACCUUCUAUGUCCCCUUACCCCUUCCAUACAUUUUUUUUGAGUGUGAAUGCAAGAGUGUUUAUGUAUGUGAAAAUGUCUGUGAGGGUGUAAGAUUCUGUCUGUGGUUGUGUGUCUAACUGUGUUUUUAAGAUUGUUUGAUUAUAUGUACAGGGAGUGCAGAAUUAUUAGGCAAAUGAGUAUUUUGACCACAUCAUCCUCUUUAUGCAUGUUGUCUUACUCCAAGCUGUAUAGGCUCAAAGCCUACUACCAAUUAAGCAUAUUAGGUGAUGUGCAUCUCUGUAAUGAGAAGGGGUGUGGUCUAAUGACAUCAACACCCUAUAUCAGGUGUGCAUAAUUAUUAGGCAACUUCCUUUCCUUUCCGAACAAUCAAGCGUUUCAUUCAAAAUAGUCAACAGGGUCGCAAGAAGCGUGUGGAAAAACCAAGGCGCAAAAUAACUGCCCAUGAACUGAGAAAAGUCAAGCGUGCAGCUGCCACGAUGCCACUUGCCACCAGUUUGGCCAUAUUUCAAAACUGCAACAUCACUGGAGUGCCCAAAAGCACAAGGUGUGCAAUACUCAGAGACAUGGCCAAGGUAAGAAAGGCUGAAAGACGACCACCACUGAACAAGACACACAAGCUGAAACGUCAAGACUGGGCCAAGAAAUAUCUCAAGACUGAUUUUCCUAAGGUUUUAUGGACUGAUGAAAUGAGAGUGAGUCUUGAUGGGCCAGAUGGAUGGGCCCGUGGCUGGAUUGGUAAAGGGCAGAGAGCUCCAGUCCGACUCAGGCGCCAGCAAGGUGGAGGUGGAGUACUGGUUUGGGCUGGUAUCAUCAAAGAUGAGCUUGUGGGGCCUUUUCGGGUUGAGGGUGGAGUCAAGCUCAACUCCCAGUCCUACUGCCAGUUCCUGGAAGACACCUUCUUCAAGCAGUGGUACAGGAAGAAGUCUGCAUCCUUCAAGAAAAACAUGAUUUUCAUGCAGGACAAUGCUCCAUCACACGCGUCCAAGUACUCCACAGCGUGGCUGGCAAGAAAGGGUAUAAAGAAGGAAAUCUAAUGACAUGGCCUCCUUGUUCACCUGAUCUGAACCCCAUUGAGAACCUGUGGUCCAUCAUCAAAUGUGAGAUUUACAAGGAGGGAAAACAGUACACCUCUCUGAACAGUGUCUGGGAGGCUGUGGUUGCUGCUGCAUGUAAUGUUGAUGGUGAACAGAUCAAAACACUGACAGAAUCCAUGGAUGGCAGGCUUUUGAGUGUCCUUGCAAAGAAAGGUGGAUAUAUUGGUAACUGAUUUGUUUUUGUUUUGUUUUUGAAUGUCAGAAAUGUAUAUUUGUGAAUGUUGAGAUGUUAUAUUGGUUUCACUGGUAAUAAUAAAUAAUUGAAAUGGGUAUAUAUUUGUUUUUUGUUAAGUUGCCUAAUAAUUAUGCACAGUAAUAGUCACCUGCACACACAGAUAUCCCCUAACAUAGCUAUAACUAAAAACAAACUAAAAACUACUUCCAAAAAUAUUCAGCUUUGAUAUUAAUGAGUUUUUUGGGUUCAUUGAGAACAUGGUUGUUGUUCAAUAAUAAAAUUAAUCCUCAAAAAUACAACUUGCCUAAUAAUUCUGCACUCCCUGUAUGUGCAUCCACAGUAACGUCCCUAUCCUCCGCAAUACUGCCACACCACACCACACCACAUUAAGGCCCCAAUCCCACACACUAAGCCCCUAUCCAUCACUAUACUCCCCCUCUCCCCCACACAAAGUCCCUAUCCCACACAACACUGCACCAAUCCCUCUAUGGUAAAGCCCAUAUUCACUCACAAUACUGGGGCUAAAACAUUGACUAUAUGCUUAAAGCAGCGCUGUCACUGUCUGGUGACUUUGCUUAAUUUGCAAAGAUCCUUCAUGGUGACAUCGCCGCUGGCAGUCCCUUGGCUGGAGAAGGCAGGGAAAGGUGAUAUUUACAAACCUGAACCUGUCCCUCGUAGGCACUGCCAUCUUCUUCUCUCUGGUUCUUUUUUGCAUGCGCAAGAGUGCACCUAUGAAAUCCAUGAAGGAAUCAGUGAGACUGCAGGAUCCUCUAUAGAUACAGCUAAUAUUUCUGCAACCAUCACUGGUGACGACUGGGAAAAAGACACUUCUGUCAAUCUUCUGUGGGAUACAGAUGAUUACAGAUGGAUCCCAGAAGAGUCAAUAAGAAGGAAAUACGUGCAAAAUUGAUUCUUUAUAUAAAAGAUUCUCAAAGACAUGGAGAGUCCCCAAACCCCAAUUUUUCAAGCUCAUUGGAAGUUCUGGGAUUGGUUUUAGCAGUGCCUUCUGAUUUAUUUAUUUUUAAUCAGUAGUUUUUUUCAGAAAGGUUUUGAAAUUUCAAUUAAACUGCAAUUUGGUUUUUUUUCCCACUAAACACAAUACUGUUUAUUACUGGAGAAAUAGAUUUAUGACAGCAAUCAAGAAGAUUAGACCUAGAAUGAUAAAUCCAAUUGGAAUUUACAUUUUGUUCCUGACCAAAAGAACCAGUUGAACCUGAUGUACAAUACUGUUAAUGCUUGAGUCAGUUGUUUUGUAUAUAAUUGCACUGGUUAAGUAGAUUGAAGAAUUUAAAGUUGUGAUCGAUGUUCUAUAAUAAGUGAUCCACUUAAAACAGUGCAAUAACUAAGUUCAAAGACUGUAUUGUGGUUUGCAGUAGCACAAUACUUUUUGUUAGGGAAAUUUAAACUUGUUUGUUGUCUCCCUCUUCCCUACAAGUCAUUCAUUUUAAGGAUUGUCUAUUAUAUAUUUCUGUUCCGUAACCUAGAAUGAUAGCUUUUAGGAAAUAGGUUUGCAUGAUUAAUUACCUUCUUCUGUGCCUUUGCUCUUUUGUGGUAUGUAUUUUGUAGUUGUUUUGGUAUCCCAUGUGUUAUUAGACUUGGCUUGAUAACAUCUAAAUUACCAGUGUUUUCAGUUUUUCCCUUGCCUUGAUACAUGUUAUUUAUGUAUAUUUUCCUGUGAUUAACAGAUAAUUAUCUUUAUAUUAUCUAUAGAUUAUCAUGAUUGUUUUUGAUGUUUCUCAUGGGCACCGUACAUAUGUGAUUUACAUAAUAAAGUUGAUUUGUUCUUACUGGUUAUGUUCCUCAUUCUGUAUUGAAUUGAUUUGUGUUUCUAACAGCCUUUCUGCCAUUGCUAACUGGCUAAACUUGUCUGAAACAGAACGUCUUCUCUUUCCUCCCUUCACCUCUACUCCUGUGGCACUACAAUCAGCUCUACCUCACAGGCUUGCUUCCUAUAUGUUGUCUUUGACUUCAACCUCUCCUUCACCCCUUAUGUCCAGUCAACUGCCAAAUCGUGCCGCUUACAUCUCAAAUGCUGGAUGCAGCUAAGGUGCUAGCCAAUACCAAAUGUCAUAUCUUGACUUGACUACUGUAAUUCGCUUUUCAUUGGUCUUUAUGCAUUCCCAGUGUGCCCCAUUACAGUCUGUAAUGAAUGAUGCAUCGAGUCUCAUCUUCCUGUCCGCCAGCACCUCCCACUCCAUUCCUUCUGUUACUGGCUUCCCAUAAGAUAUAGGACUCAAUUUAUAAUUCUGGUACUUGCUUACAAAUCUCUCCUAACUACCUAUCCACACUAAUACACAAAUAUGCCCCUUGAAGGCCCAAACUUUCUGCUGAAGUCCUGUGUCUAUCCUCUGUUUGUACUUGCACCUCUGAUUCCCAACUUCAAGUUCCUAUGGAACUCCCUCCCUUCUACAUUAGACUCUGACCCAGUCUCCAUUCCUAAAGAAAAUCACUGAAAACUCACUUAUUUAGGGAAGCAUUUCAAACGGUUAACUGCUUUCCAUUCACGCAUUUAGGUAACCCACCUUACUUCCUCUCUUGCAACUGUGUAAUAACCAUACAAAUAAUUAAAUUUAAAAAUAUACAUCUACACACAUUUCAGUUGUUUAAAUUCAUAUUACAGAUUCUGCUUAUGGUUAGAAAGAUACACUUCAAAUACCAUAACCACUACAGUUCGCUGGGCGAACCCUACCCUCCCUUCCCCUGCAAGCAUUAGCUUAACACAGAGAUCUUCCAGCAGGUUACUGGUACCCAGCAGAUUUCAGCUAAGUAAUCAAAAUGUUGGCAAACCAUUGGCCAAUUACAUUUGGGGCACAAAUUCUUUGUGUAACCAUUACAUUCUUUGACAUUAUGAAUUUAAAUUUUGUCCAACCUGGUCUGCAUUGAUUGGAUGAGAGUACUGGGUUAAUCCACCCCCUGCACUCUAGGCCAAUUAAUGUCAUCUAGGUUGGACGAAAUGGACAUGCUGAAUUACCAGUGCGGCUAAUAUGGGCAGGUUUGGAUCCUACUUAAGCUAUGUCUGGUUUUUAGGCCAUUCACUGGCUGAGAGUAUCUAUUACAUAGUCCCUCUGCCCUUUUUGUUCUCCUGUCCAAUUCCCAUUACAAAGAAAAGAGCUAGGACAGGUGGUAGGUGCCCCCUGGUCCCAUUACCUUUACCAUAGUGAUCAAUGUACUAUAUGCAGCCACUUGACCUUAAAUAAUGCAACCCCACCCCUCCAAAGAAAAAACAGAAAUAUGUAGAUAACCUGCUUCUUCAAAGAUCUUUCCUUUAUUCCAAUACCCCAGUAACCCAGCAAGUUUGUGGGAUAUUGUGUUCCUUUUAAAGUAUUCAUACAUCAUCAGUUGGCCGCAGGACAAUAGUUCACAGUUUCCUGAAAGUCUCAUAAUCCCAGUUAUCUAUAAUUGAUUUCAUGAAUACCUAGUGGCAGCAACAGAAGAGGUCAAAACCUGACAACAAUCUACAAUGACAUAUUGGCAUAUAAUACAAGCGUUGGCAAACAGACUUGUUUAAAACACACGUUAGCCACUUUGACCUUUUUGCUAGAGAGCAAUAUAUCUGAAAUCUGUAUAAAAAAAGUUAAUAGCAGCAUGUUAUGUGUUAAUUGUGUUUAUGCAUUAAUUAUGAAUGUUCCAGCCAACCUAAUGAAUAAAACAGGCUAUUAAAAAACAAAACAAAAAAAAAGAACAUUUCCUGCUGGGUUAGAGUUGGUUGCUAUGUUACGGCGUCCUGGUAAUAUGUAAAAAACAGUAUAGAAAGGGAAUGCCUAAUGACAGGGUGUAUAGUUACUAAUGCAAAGGCAGAUCACACGGUUCCAUUUGAGAUCUGCAGGAACAUUUACAAUGCUUGUAACAUGAUGCUCACACUGUCAAACUACAAGCUGCCAUUAUUGUUCAAUAUCACUAUUGUUUGUUUGUUUGUUUAACAUUUAGCAUGCGGACAGGAGAGCGAAGCUGAAAUCACUUGGUAAGAUCUCCACCCCGGAUCUUUUAAUUUAAAGAAUUGGGUUUUUUUGGGCUAUGAAAUAUUUCUUAAUUAUUUUAUUGUGAGAAAAUGCAUUUCAAAAUCAGAAGCUUGCUUGUUUGGAGUGCCUGCAAUAAUUAUAACAAGAAUGUGUGUAGACGGACAUUUAAGUUUAUGUAAGAUAUAAGUUGUGAAAUUUGGGUUACUAUAUCAUAAUAUUUUGCAGAUGAAUUAUGUAUGAGUAAAGUUAUUUGUGACAAUGUGAUUGUCACACUUUUAGUAAUUGUUACUGUACUGUUAAUAACUCAGGAACUUUGCAUGCAAUCAGCUCUGUGCUACUCUGUAACACAGUCACAAGUAUUGAUAUUUUAAUUUAAUUAUUUUUUUGAUUCUCUAAAUUACAGUGGCAGCUGGUAAAGCUUUAAAGCGGCCCUGUUAGGGGUGCAUUCAUUUUUUUUAAACCCCUCUCCCGACUCCUCUAAACUUUGAACCCCCAACCAUCCCCAAAUGCCUCUAUGUCCCCCAUUUCACAAUUUUUUUACUGCCUCAUUUCUUCUCUGGAUCUAUUUCCUAAGAUCUGCCAUCGUAGUGUUCCUCGAAAUUACAUUUAUUGUAUCACCUUCAUCUGCCCACACUAGCCAGAAAUCAUGAAAAAAACACAAUAACAUUGUGAGAAGAGGUGAAUAUUCAGAUAUAUGCCCCCAACGUUUCAUCAAAAAAGCCUUUAUCAAGGGCACAUGUUCCCUCAUUCUGUUGUACAUGUACCUUGUUUUUAGGUUCUAUGGUGCAUAGAACCUUUGAGUGAAAACCCUGAUAUUACACUUGUUCACUGAUUAAUUCUGUGGUCUAACUGUUGUAGUGUGCCUGCCUUUUUAAUUUUAUUACUAUACUUAAAGUGAACCUGUAAUGGAAAAAUGAUUUACCUUAAAUUGCUCGCAUAUACAUUAAAUACAACAUAUAUUAUAAAAAUACAUGGAAUACUAAGAGUAAAAUAUAAAAUGUACUCAUUUAACCCCUUAAGGACACAACUUCUGGAAUAAAAAGGAAUCAUGAUGGAAUAUUUCCGUCAUGUGUCCUUAAGAGGUUAAACUUUUCCUCCAUUCUAGAGCCACUUCAUGGGUGUAACUCUUUGUGUAACAUUUACCUACUGGCCAGCCUCUGCUCCUCCUGUGCUCCGACCUCAGUUCUUCAAAAUGUUGUCCUGCUUGGGCAGGGCAAAUGUUGUCAGUGAUGUUGCUUCGUUACCAGCAUGGUGGUGACAGAACGGAGUGACAUUACAAUAUGUUCCUAUAGUCCAGACAGGGAGUUUCCAUAGCAACCACAGGGCAUGCACAGUGGUUGCUGUGGGUGGAGAGCAGAGGGACUUGUGUGUGUGGUCUUUUCUUAUUGCUGCAGUGGUUAUGGUGCUAGAAGUGUUCAUUUAACCAAAGUAAUCUCUAAAUUAAACAGCUUUUAUUUUCCAGAGUGCCAGGAUUGGUUUGGAAUUCCCAGCCACAUUCUCAGCAAUUAAAACAAUUACAGAGGAUAAUGUUGUUUUUUACAAGAGGAGGCAUUUUGGUUUUGACUUCCUUUUUCUUAUCAAAUGUUUAAUGAAAAACUGAAGUAAAAACAAGUGACAUAGUAAUAACAAAUUUAUGAUGAAGGAAGAAAGGGGACCACCUCCCCUAAUCUCCCCUCAUGCUUUAAUGGUAUUAUGGCUGUACAAGCAUUAUGUGAGAUGGAGUCUGCAACAUCUGUGCCAAUGGUUGCUUCUACUCUAGUUAAUUAGGCUAUAUUAUUGAUGCCUAGCUGUGAGAAGGGAGAUAACGAGAUUUAGUAAAAGGAAGAAUGUAAGUAUAGUGAAAGAUUGAGAAGACAGUUAAAGGAAGCCAGGAGAGGGUCUGUAAAAGAAGGAAUAAAAAUCGAGGCACAGGGAGAGGUGCCUUUAUGGUCAGAUAGGACUCAGAGAGAUGUAUUUAAGAAAAACGAGUGAUCGGAAGUGUGCCUUUAAUGUGAAAUAUCCUUUAAAUAUGAACCACCAGCUCUAGGAAUGGCUCGAUCUGCUUGUUAUUAGUUUACAUAAGAUUUAACUUUAUUUUAACUUUAUUUUAAUCUUUGCAGAUUUAACCUAAUAUCCCAUUUGUACCAUUGAAAAUCUCUAUAUGGAGCUUCCAGAUGCUGAUCAUGACCUCAGUGAUUUGCUUAAGCUUGAGAAUUCAGAGGCUCAUUCAGCAAGAAACGCAACUGAUGAUGAACAAGAAGACUUACCAUAUGAUGGGAUCCUUGAACGUUAUUUAAUUCCAACUACUGACCAACAUGAUUUUAGCAUUUCUGGUGAGCAUUCCGAGUGUCACUGAGCUAAAAAGGGUAGCAGGAGCAUGAUUGGCUUAAAAUCCCAGUCAUGUUCUGUUAUCUGCAUAAAACCUAAUAUUUUUCAUUUUAUUUUCAUUUAAUUUUUUUGUACAUUUGAAUACAUAAUCUAUAUAAUAUGUUAAAAUUAGGUGUCUGCACUAGCCUUCUUUUAUUUCAGCAUAUGCAUACUAUUCAGGCUGUUAAUUACAUUUGGGAAAUAAAGCCUCAUAUGUCUGAUUCACCUAACUCUCGUGUUGAUUUACAGAUUUAAACCAGUGUUCCAUUUUUACAGCUGACAGUUUCUGUAUAGAGAUCUCAUCAGCAGGUAAUGACAUUAAUAACUCCGCUAAGCUUGAGAUCUCAGGGGUUAAUGCAACAAGUGACACAACUGAUGAUGAACAAGAAGAUCUACCUUAUGAUGGAAUCCUUGAAUGCUAUUUAGUUACAAAUACUGACCACGAUGAAGACAAUAAUUCUGGUGGGGACAUAUCUUGCCACCAAGCUUUCACUGAUCUAAUAGAGACAGAAGUUAAGAGCAGUGUAAAGGAUUGUGAAAUCCAUACAUUUCGAGCACCUUUGCAUACCCCAGAGAGUGAUGUAUAUAGUGUUUCUGAAAGAUCAACUAGCUACAGAAAUAAUGAAGAAACAAAACAAAUUGUGACUGAUGAAGGACAGACUAAGUUUUGUACCACAAAAAUCCCAGAAGUCCUUCAACGUCAUUUUAGUGAUGACGCUUUGCUACAUCCAAGCCAGUUUAUUGAUUAUGAAACUAUUCCCGAAAUAUCCAUUGCUGAAAGUAGUGAGGAACUCUUAAGUAUACAAACAUGGAAAAAAUGUAGCCAGCAUGAUUCGGAAACUGAACAAGAAGAUGAUUUUGAAACGUUUAUGGUAGAAACCAAUAUUAAUGUGAACCAGUGCUCAAAUGUAACUACAGAAAGAGGUUCUGAUGAGAACGAUGCCCUAUCUGAUGAAAAUGGCAGAGAGACGAUUUCCAAACUUGAAGAACAAAGUAGAAAGCAGGAUGAUCUUUUUAUCGAUGGAACUGAUAAAGAGAAUCAAUGUCAUCGAGAUAACGUGGAACGGCGAUCUUCAUCUCAUGAUAUCAAGUAUGGCCAAGGGCAAGUUCAUUACAAACUCCCUGAUUUUUCAAAGAUCCCACCAAAGGUAAAGAUACCCAAGGGAAAUGGUCAUAUAAAAGCUUUUCCUGCAAUGAAACGAACCAGAUCCUCUCCCAAUUUGACAGGACCAUCGAAUGUUAUCAAAGAUAUUUUGGAGUCCAUGCAACCUUUUGUUGAACAUGACCACCUCAACGAAUCAGGCCAGACCUCUGGACAAGUGCAUGCUCAGGUGAUUGAAAUACCUUAACUGUUGAUAAUCUAAAUAUAACGUGAUGUAAAAUAGUAUGUGUGUAAAAAGUACAGCAAGUUGAAAAAUUAGUAAUUUAACAAAAAAAAGUUUGCCGUAAUGUAUGCUAAUCCCAAUACCUAAUGUAGUACUUGGUAAAAGAAUUAAAAUACUUCACACACAUUUAAUAAGGACUGUAACACUGUAAUAGCACUAUAUGUAAUUCUGGACAGUGUACGUAAAGAUAAUUAUUUUGGUGUACAUGCAUGUUUUAUAUGGAUACAUCAUGCAAGCAUAUUCGAUAUAUGAAUUAAAAAUAACAGUUUGUUAGUUUAGACAAUUUGUAUAGUUGAAAAGAUAGAAGUAUUAAUAGAAGAUAAAUUAACAUUAAAAGCAAAUUCAUAUGAAAAAAAAAGUUGUGAUAAAGAUUAUCAUUGGCCAUAUAGACAUGGCUUUUGAUACAUUCAGUGUAAACAGGUGUUGAACAUCAUUUGGCAGAUACAGUUCUGUCAUAUUCUCACACACCCCAUCAAGAGUGACAAACUACAAAACAAUAUAAUGAUGGGUGUGAGACAGCCUAAAGACAAUGCAAGAAAGAACCUGUUGAUAAAUAGGACAGAAUAAUCUUUUGUUUUUAUAGACUUUAAUGAAGCAGAUGGAAGUACAUGCAUACAGGCCAAACCCCAACAUCGGAAAUCAAUACAUUAGCCAUCAAUUGAUGUAAAAUAACAGAUGAUAUUCAGUAUCUUGUUCAUUGUCCUUGAAUAUCAGUAAUAAAAAAAAUGUACAAAUUGAUUCAAAAUCCCUAAAUUUGGCAUUUUUAAUCAUUCUUCAGGUUUACCAGAUACCAGGUGACGCUAAUGAAAACACAGCUAACAAUGUGUCUCUAUCAAAUGGAGAAGGUUUUACCACAAAGUCUUCUCAGGCUCAAAUUUUCCAGACAGAAAUUCCAUGUCAAGGUAUAUCAAUUCAAAAUAAUAUUUCAUGUUUUUAUUACAAUGCAAAUAACGUAAAGAACAUGUACAUCAAAUGGAGAAGCUGUAUAAACACUUCUCCAAAACUUGAGGGAAUUACAUUACCUUAAUUCAGCCCAUUGGCCUAUAAUGAUAUUCUAGAAAAGGACAUGGGUGGGCUAAAUAAUGGAUUCCUCUGCUGUCUGACCACAUCAUUAUUGGAAAAGUGCUGACCUAAAAUGGUGGUAGCUACAAAUAGCUGCUACUACUAAGUUAAAGCAGGCAGGACAUGUGCAUUAUGGAGAAUAAAUGUCCCAAUAUGCAGGAAAAUAGUGGGAGUGGCACUCCUAAAUGGCAUCGUCAGCUAUUUUAAUAAUGGCAGGUGAGAUAACCGUCACCUAGGAAUGUAACUCCCACUAUCUUAGGCAGAACUGAGAUAUGCCCUUACUGUAAAGUCCUCCACUCAACCCUUACACUAUUAUAAAACACUAUACUACCACCAAACAAUACCUUCCCCUACCCCAACCCACUACACUAAACAUUACCCCAUCAUCUAUAUUGACACUCUACAUUAACACUAUUAACAACUUUUACUACCCCAACCCACUAUAUAAAACAUUAACCCCCCACACUAUAAUAACACACUAAGCUAUCACUAAACAUUAACUUUCACUACCCCAACCCACCAUUGAUAUAAUCCUUAGAAUAUCGUAAUGCUUACAUUAAUCCUAUCCUUAAAAUAUCAACAUGUUAAAGAUACAGAAAAAAUGGUGCAAGGAAGGAGAACUGGUGUCAGGGUCGUGUGUGCCCAGGCUCAUUGAUGCACGUGGGGAACAAAGGCUUGUCUUUUCCAACCACACAGAAGAGCUAUUGUAGAGAGAUAUAAUAAAGAGAGAUAAUGUUGUGCAGGAUCCACAUAUAGUACUUGUGGUAAUGGAUAUGUGGAAGAAUAUAGUGUAGUAUGCCAGACCAAUUAGCAGCAAUGAUGGUAGUAAAAGUUGUGCACUCACAUAUUAUGGAGCCUAAACAGUGGCUCCAUAUAUUUAGUGUGAAGUGGUAUGAUCCUCACUCUAGGAUAUAGGUGAUGUAGGAGUCGCUCCAUGUAUAAAAGAGAAAUAAAGCUAAAAUAGUGUACACUGUAAAAAUGGAGUGAGAAGAUAAAAUAAAUAAAAACGUACUCACAUUAAGUAGAGCAAAAAUAUGUUUGCUCAAUCCAAUAGGCACUAGUGGUUUAUUAUCCCCAUCAAGGAUAUGGCUGUUAGGAAUCCAGUAGCAAUCGAUAUGGUUCAAUAAAAAAACUAUUUUUAUUAAAAAUAUAAAACAAUGUUUUGAUACACUGACGCGUUUCACUAAUAAAAUGGCUUUAUCCAAAAUGUUUACAGACUAAACGGACCAGGGCUGCUUACAAAGGGCUGUACAAUUUGAAAAUAAUGGUCGUAUGAUAUCAUCGUCACAUGACCGGAAGUUAAUUGGCAUUAAAAUACUAAAGGAUGAAAAACAAACAAACAAAAAAGAGAUACAGACACAUGGUUCAACCAAUUCCCAUAAUUAAAGUAUGCUAAAAUGCCUAAACAUUUAUUUAAAAACAUUAUACCAAGCAAUCAAUCAUUAUUAUGGACAGUUAGGUAGCAAGGAUGCCACAUUCAACACAUAUUUUUUAUUUUAAAUUCCUCAUCUCUUAACGUGGCUGCAAUGCCUUAUUUUUAUUUUAAAAUGUAUAUAAACAAAUAUUAUUUUGGUUAUUAUAAUAAUACAUUACCCAUGUUGAGCUGAUGUAUAAAUAAAUACAGAUAAUGCUACAAAUGGUAUUAAAAACGAGAAUGUCCGUGUUGGUUUUUGUUUUUUUGCUAAAGCUGGAAGUCCGGUGAAUUGCACAAUUUUAGGACAAAUUAUUUGAGCUUCAAAAUUAGCUGAGAUGGAUCUCUUUUGCAUUUUUUCCCAAUAUAUUUACAUUACAUUUUUACAUCAAUGUUAUAUGUAAAAAGGAGACAAUAUAAUAAUCACUUAAGAAAAGUAAAUCAAUAUGCAUAUAAUCUACAAAGUAAAUGGUGAGAAGAGAAUUUGCGAAUUCUUUUUUGAAAUUUUAAACUGAUCAUUUGUAUUUGCUUUUCAAUUUUCCACAACUCAUGGUUUAGUAAAAAAAACAAAAACAAACCUCAUAGUUUGUUAUUACAAUUUAUUGACUGUAAAUAAAGAGUAAUACAAUGUAUAAAGAAUAUCUCAACUAGUUGUGUAAAAGUAGAAAGGCUGUUAUUUAAUAAUGCUGUUGCAUGCACUUCUCUAUGCACAUUUUUUAUAGUGAUCUGAUGCUUUAUUACCGACAUUGUAGUUUUUAUGAUCACUAUUGCCAUGUUACGCUGGAUUCCAUACCAGACACUAAACAACAUGGUCUAAUAGGAGCAGCUAGAUCUGUGGCUCUGUUGCCAUAGAUGACAUAGACCCGAAUGAGGCAGAGAAUAUUCAGUCUAACAACGCGGCUCCUGAACUUAAUGGCAAAAAUAAUGAAGAAGUCCAGAUUGACAAAGUAUAAAGAUGUAAAUGCCAAUAAAACAAUACUAAGCAAUCUUACACAAUUUGUGUUUGAUAACUAGCAUUUCCAGUGCUUGUUGAUACUCAUCCCCAUCCAGUUUUGUGUAUAUAGCCAACUCCUCAAUGCAUAUUAUAGUUGCUAUAGGUAUGUGCAGGCUAUUUAUAUGUGUCACAGACUAAUGUAUUUUCUCUACAUUUGAUUUGCCAGCUUUAGCAGCUAGCAAAAUUCAUUUUUUUCCCACCAGCCUUCUUACAUUUUCUGUUCUCCUUUACCAGUUUUUUUCUACAACACACCAUUCAUAGGUGGUGUCAGUCCGGAGCCAACUGAGCACUUUGUAUCCCAAGUUUGUGUCUGGCUGGUACAGGUUUUCAAACUAGCUCUGGGUCCCUUGUUCAGUUACACAGCCUCAUUAUUCUGGGUUGUGUGAUAGAAUUGAGUGUCUGCAGUGAUAUCACUAUUACUGCUGUCUGCCAAUACACCCACAAAGUCACAAGCCUAUAAGGAGCCUGAGCUACGCCAUCCAUCACAACACUACAAUAUAUAACUGAGUUUACCAAUAUACAUUGUAUUAUUGCAAUAAUUGACAGUUGAUAAUGUUAUGACAUUUGUUCUUUGCAGGAGCUACUUUUCACGGCGCUAAUUUAUUUUGUCCGAAAGUGACCGAUGUAUCUUUGAAUGCUGUUCACACACAGGGUACAACGGAAGGAGAAAGGAUGUCUGAAAUGUUAGAGGAACAAGCCCAGCAGAUAAAAGUUAAAGUAAUAAAAAUAUACGUAUACAUUUUACUAGCCGAGUGCGUAAAUAGCAGUUUAGUAUAAAAAUAAUAAUAAUAAGAAGGCAACAGGGAGUUGGAUUAUAUGGACAUUUGUUAUCUUUGCUGAUUGAAAAGCAAUGUUCCCAUAGACAUUAAUGGAAAAAUUGCAAUUUCAGUACUAGACAUAUGUUAUCUCUAGCACAGAGAGAUCAGUGUCUUUUAUUAGCUAGUUAAUUUGCUGUCAGGUUCUUUCUCUUCCACAGACACAUGACAUCUCAUCUUUCAGUAUUUUAAAAAAUAGUUUUUAUAAUUCUUUAUUUUUGUUGUGCAUAAAGAACAUAAGCGCAUACUUUCACUGUUUUUUAACAGGCGUUAUUACUUACAACCUAAUCGUGAAUAAAUGUAUGUCUAUAUUGAAACUGGUGUUAUGUGAUAAUAUCCUAGACUGUUACCACUUUAAAAGAGAUAAACUUGGGAUGACUUAUGCUCAUUUUUGUGAAAAAAAACUCAAAAAACUAAAGCUCCAGAACGAUUAAACAUCUUUAAAAAAAUACGUUCUGGAGGUAUAGUAAUGGUAUUAUAGGUGUCACAUGUAAGGGCCCGGGCAAGAAACUGAGAAUAUGCAUCACAAGCAAAAAAAUUAUAUGCAGUAGUUUAGAAACACUAAGAUUCUUUUUCUGGAGGGAAGGUGGUAAGCCCAAAAAAUAUGGGAAUUUUUUUUUGUCUUUUUAAUUCUGUACUAGGUUUCCGUUCUGUAGGGCACCUCCCUCCUGAUUGCUAGCUGUUUGGCGAAACUUUCUUGAGAGCAUCAAGGCAUGGCAAAUCAAUUUUGACCAAACUUUACCCUCCUAGCGCUGUUUAAACUGAAUGUUAUAAUUGGAUUGUACCCUGUGGUGGUUUCCCAUUGUUUGGUUAAUCUAAGAGCGUGUAUAUUCUUGUUUAUCGCUUGCGUAUCUGACCUUGGCAUUACAUUGACUAUUUUACCUUCUGACAUCCUAGACCAGGCAUAGGCAACCUUCGGCGCUCCAGAUGUUUUGGACUACACCUCCCAUGAGGCUUUGCCAGCAUUAUGGGUGUAAGAGAAUUAUGGGGGAGGUAGUCCACAACAUCUGGAGUGCCAGAGGUUGCCUAUGCCUGUCCUAGACCUUGGCUAGUCUUGUACUAUUGUGUUUAACAUUCAGUUCAGCCACUCUAAGGCUCUGUAAUAUGCUUUUCUCUGUUUAAUUGUAUUUGUAUUACUUAAGCUCUGCGUUUUGGGUUGUAGCUAUCCAUGACAGUUUUGCACAUGCCAGGUCUCCUUUAAGAAGGAUUUUCAGGAAUUUCCAUUGAACUUUCCAUUCGGACAGCAGAGUCACCUGCUCAUGAGGGUAGGCAUGCCAUGGGCUUCUGUACUCAGGGGGUGGGGUUACAGUACCCACAGGAGAGAGUAGCAAGAAGCCAUCUUGGAAGUAGCAGCAGCUCAUGUCCCUUGCCAAAUGUAAGUGUUUAAUUUGAUCUUUUUCUCUCCCCAAUAGCCCUAGUGUCUGCCUGGGGGCUGAUUAAGCAAUAAAGCCAGGGAAGCCCACGGGUGACAAGGGGAGGGGAACAUUUCUGAUACAGAGCACUGUGCUUAAUAACUCUUACUGCACUUACACACCAUCUUCUAUAAAGUGCUCAGUCACUCUACAGCUGAGACCCGAGACACUCAUGCUGUGGCUAAUUGAAAAGUUGUGAAGCUUCAAGCUAUAGGACUGGAGCUGUGACUCUGAGGACUGAUCUGAUUCUGAUUUCAAUGUAUUUUAAUCUGUGCUGAUGCUGUUAACCAUGUCUGCUACUUCUUGGUUGCAGGUUAAUUAUAUUGCCAUCUGCAAAGGUGAUAAGGAGUCUAUCAGUAUCUUGCUGUUUUAACUAUGUGCACACUGUGUAACAGUGAGUCAGGAAUAGCUGACAUGAUUUGAGCCACACUGUGUGCUGAGCAUAGAUGUUGUUACAAGGGGGCGUUGCUACUGACACAGUAUCUAGGAAACCAAGCCAGCCCAGUUCAACGACAGAUUUGCCAAAUCACUAUGUCAGACCGACAGACAUUCACAAAUGUAAUGAAGAAUAAAAAAUAAAUAAAGUAAAUACAAACAUAUUGGGGUUGAAGAAAAAAGGGAGAAAGGGACAUGCGUGGGCAAUGAUCUCUCAGUUAUUUACACGAUUUCUGAGCUUUCCAGAGCUUAACAAAUGUCUCCUCUGUGUGGCGAACAUAAGCAAUUUUUUACUUAUUUAAACUUUUUGUUUCAGUUUAUUUCUUUUGUGCUGAAGUCAGUUGGCAGAUAUUUAUUGGUUAUCUCGACUUUCAUGUACAUAACCAUUUACAUAGAAAUGAAUUGGUUUCCUCUCCUAGGUUGAAAACUUUUCAGAUUGUCUAAUUAAGGAUUCAUUACCUGUGAAGGAGCAGCACCUGGUAAUCACUCUCCAUCUGACCUGCUGCAUGUUGUGAUGCUGUGCAUUCCUAAACAAUACCUCCAUUUCCAGUGCUUUGUUCUAUGUGACAAUGCUCUUCUUUAUUUCUAUUUAGAGUUAAAUAUGACAAUGUCCCUAGGCUGUUUUUAAAAUAACUUGAUAAUUUCAGGCUACAAUUAUGGAUCAAGAACAACGAAAUAUACACAUAGUAGGAUUAUUAGCGUAAUUGCAAUUUAUUGAGGAUCAAGACAGAAGCAGGCCUUACAGUCAUUACAUAUCUAUUUUUAAAUGUUUGAGUCAAAUUCUGUUUAAGUAUAAAGUCAUUCUAACUUUAGAAAAACAAACAAACAAAAAAAUGCAAAAAGUAAAUUUUUUGGCCUCCUCCUGCCAAACACUGCAAAAAAUAGGAAUACAAUAAUUUUGACUCACCUGAAAUUCCAGGCGCUGUUGACCUCUCCUCCCCCUUUGACGUCAGCUCCAGAGUAGAGCCUAAUGGAGCCUCAAUGCUUUCCUAUGGACGUUCUGCAUGCUCAAUGUGAUUUUCACAUUCAGCGCCGGGGAAGCCCCUCUAGUGGCUGUCUUCCUGACAUGUUACAGCUGCGGGGUUAAAACCUGGGGGACCUGGCACCCAGACCACUUCAUUGAGCUGAAGUGGUCUGGGUGACUAUAGUGGUCCUUUAACCUUCAUGCUCAAAGAGUGAAUGAUUAGGAUGAGAGACGAUUUGUUAUGUCCUUCUUGAUUAACCCUUUGAAUCAGUCAGUUGUUUAUGGGGAAAUAGAAGAUAGCACAUAAGAAAUAGUUUUGCACAACUCAAGUUUCAUUUGUUUGUUCUAUGAAAUUCUGUGUUUAAAGCGAUUUGUAUUCUUACAUGAUUCUGCAUGGUUUUAAUCUGCCUGACCAUUUAGCCUGGCAAAAAAACAUUGUGUUUUGUGAUAAUGAUAAUAUUCCUACAGUAGAUAAAGCAUGUCUGCAUAUAGAAACACGUGGAGGUUUAUUCAUGAAACAGUCAUUUUGUAAUGAAUGAAAUACUGAUUUGCAAAAUUUAGGCUAAAAUAGCCACUUUGUGCCUAUUGAUGAGUUGUAGAAUAUUUUCAAAUGAGCUAUUGUUCACUACAUUUUGCAGUUAGGGUUUCAAUGCAUUACAACCUAAACAUUAAGUGAAUAAAUCCCAUGACGUUUUGACAUUUUUAUAAUUUACAAAAUUGGUUGAAAUCCCAUAAAUUCACUAAUAUGUCAUCACCUCUGUCUUGUAGAUAUUCCAGAACUUGAAGUCCUGCUUGGAAACCCUAGAACGGAAUUACCUGUCCACAAAAGAGAAGCAUCGGAAUUUGCAGCUUCAGGUCUACAGGACAGACUCCCAAAUAGUUGGAGAGUUUGAUACUGAGAGGUGUGAGCUGUUAUUAAUGUUACACAGUAGAUGUAUCUGUUAAUUAAUCUAUCGUUUUAUGAUAUGGCAAAGUUUAGGAAUCGUGACCCAUAGAUAAAAAUACCAUAGAUGACCCCUACCUCUCGUUAAAGUAAAAUAUUCAAAUUAAAGACAUUGUAAUUAAGAAUAAUCAAAUGAUAUUGAAGCGUGAGGAGAACAUCUUCAUUGUAUCCAAAUGCUAGUAAACGGAAUGGUAAACUACCCCUUGAUUCAGCAUGACUGGCCCCUUUUAUUAUGCCUUAAAAUUAAAGCUAAAUUAAAAUGGUGGUGUAAUCUUUUGGGAUUACAUGGUGGGAUUACACUGGUGGGGUUCGAUCUUUAUGAGUUCCUACACUAAUAUUUCUAGGACUUGACCCUUACUUGCAGGUGACAUAUGUUUACUUAUGGAGACUUAUGGAGCCUCCACAUUUUUUCUGAAAGAUUGCUUCUAAGUUUCAUGUCCCCCGAUGGUGGCAUCUGGUGAGAAAAGGGUGUCAUGAGAGAGGUGAUAUGCUCACUUGAAGUUUUCAUUGUUCAGGAUCUUCUUUCCUCAACUUCAGACAGUUGAAAGCUGCCAGGGGCCACAUCACCUUUGUAAUUACCCGCAUGAGAUUACAAAAUACGGGUCCAUCUAGAUGUAUCGAAAUUUCAGGAAUACAGAUUUUCUUGCACAUGGAAAAGCAAAACAGAUGGAAAUUUAUGAAUUGUAUGAAUUCGUCAUGUUUACCAUUUACACAAGUUUACAUAGUCCCUAUUUUAUCUUAUAUACUUUUAUUGAAAACAUAUGUAAUUCCAAUAUAUCUGAUUAUAUUUUUUAUUGGAAUUUUAGAGAUUUGUUACAAGGCAAAUACAUUUUUGAGAUUAGCAUGUCUCAAAGAAUAAUGAUUUUUUUUUUUUUGCCGUGCAUGAAAAUGGUACAAGCAGCCUUUUUGAGUUUUAUUUUCCCUUGUAUAGUCUGUACUUAAGAAACAUUAGAUUGAUUAAGUAAUUAUUAAAUAUCUGAAAUUAAAUGGUGUUUACAACCCAGUUGUGCUUCAGACAGGUGGCCGGGCAGAUUUUCAAACUGGGGAUGUUAUUGGAAGAUCUUCAGGACCAAAUAAAUGAAAAAGAAAGGAGCCAGGCUCUGUGCACGCUAUCUCCAGUCAACACACGUGACACAUUUUCAACUCCACGCACCGAGGUAAAAGACGAUUUAGUCGAUUCUACAACUACAGUCUCUAGGUAAAAAAUGAAUCGGUCAUCAUUUUUCAAGAAGGAAAAAGAGGAAGAAAAAUGUGUCAAGAAAUCAAUUUAAUUGUGUAGUUUUACUGUUUCUACGAACAAGAUUCACGCAUAUAAUUCAGAGUCUGUGGUCCUCUCUUAGGUGUGAGAGCCUGCAGUAAUCAUUCCAUUGAGCACAGCUAUAGGCUUAUAUAUACCUCUAUAACAUAAUGAAAUGCUUGUUAUAUAUGUGGCAAUAUAGUUCUUAUCUCCUACGAGGACGUAAAGCAAUAUACACAGGGUCUAGCUUUACCUUGUGCUGUUGAUGACACAAUAACACAAUAGGUGGUAUUGAUGACAAUAAACACAUAUAUGGGUCAUCCUGUGUCUACUCACAUAAUAUUGUGACCUACUGUGUUUUAAGUUAUAGAUUACAUCCUUGCAUAGCUCUGUCAGAACUGAGCAGGGUAUAUUGGCAGCUAAUGAAUACAUGUGGUGUCAUUGAUGGUUCAGUAAAAUGGCAUUCUAGAAUUUUAAUUUGGGUUUGUGUAGGUCUCACAAAUAACUGUAGUAAAUGGGACCAGGAAUAAUUGCAUCCAGCUAUGUUUUAGCAGCCUUGGAACUAGUUUAAAGGACCACUAUAGUGCCAGGAAAACAUACUCGUUUUCCUGGCACUAUAGGGUCUCUAGGUCCCCCCCACCCUUAGGGUCCCCAUCCCGCCGGGCUCUAGGGGGUGGAAGGGGUUAAAUCUUACCUGUUUUCCCCUGCCGGGCUCCCUCGGCGCAGGGAACUCUCCUCCUCCUUUUCGCUGUCAUCGGCUGAAUGCUCAUGCGCCGCAAGAGCCGUGCGCACAUUCAGCCAGUCCAUAGGACAGCAUUCUCAAUGCUUUCCUAUGGACGCUGGCGUCUUCUCACUGUGAAAAUCACAGUGAGAAGCGCGGAAGCGCCUCUAGUGCCUGUCGAUGAGACAGCCACUAGAGGCUGGAUUAACCCAUAGGUAAAGAUAGCAGUUUCUCUGAAACUGCUAUGUUUACAGCAGAAAGGGUUAAUCCUAGAUGGACCUGGCACGCAGACCACUUCAUUAAGCUGAAGUGGUCUGAGUGCCUAUUGUGGUCUUGUUAAUUCUAAUUAACAUAUUGGUUCUUAAAGGAUCACUAUAGGGUCAGGAACACAAACAUGAAUUCCUGACCCUAUAGUGUUAACACCACCAUUUAGCCCCCCUGGGCCCCUCAUGCCUCCAUAAAUAUAGCAAAAUCUUACUGUAUUCAAGCCAGAAGCUGUAACUCUGCAUGCUGUUAGACUCAGAAAAACAAGCAGUCUGCUGACAUCAGAAGUGGUAGCACCGUAGCCUGAUCCAAUCACAGUGCUUCCCUAUAAGAUUGGCAGUGCUUCCCUAUAGGAAUAGGCUGAGACUGACAAAGAGGCAGAUCGGGGGCAGAGCCAGCAUGAUUCAAACACAGCCCUGGCCAAUCAGAAUCUCCUCAGAGAGAUGAAUUGAAUCAAUAAAUCUCUAUGAGGAAAGUUCAGUGUCUGCAUGCAGAGGGAGCAGACACUGAAUGUUUGGAUGCAUUUUAGGCAGCCAUGACCCAUGAAGGAUCUCUAACAGCCAUCUGAGGAGUGGCCAGUGAAGUUAUCACUAGGCUGUAAUGUAAACACUGCAUUUUUUGAAAAGACAGUGUUUACAGCAAAAAGCCUGAAGGUAAUGAUUCUACUCUCCAGAACAAAUUCAAUAAGCUGUAGUUGUUCUGGUCCCUUUAACCUUUGAGUUGGGACCCAAAAUCUGCCCUGAUGCACUUUCAGUGGGCACCCAAAGGUUGAAAAACAUACAUAAUAUUCACCAGGGAUGUAUUUACCACAAGGCAAACAAGACAUUUUCCUAGGGCGGCACUUUCGGGGGGGGGCAUCAUAAAAUGCCACCCCAAGCUUCCAGACAAAUGCCUUGUUUGCCUCGUGUUCUGGGGCUGUCCACCUUACUGUGAGUGAGUGUAGCUGUCAGUGUGUGUCUGUGAGUGAGUUAAAGUGUGUGUGUGUCUUUCUGUGAGAAUGGGUGUGUCAGUGUGUGUAUGUCAUUUUAUGUGUAUCUAAACGUGUGUGCCUGUCAGUGAGUGGGUGUGUCAGUGUGUGUCUAUCAGUGAAAGUGUGUGUUGGUUAAACAGUGUAUGCCAAUGACUGUAUGUGUGUGCCAAUAACUGCGUAUCUGUCAGUGAGUGUAUAUCAGUGCAUGUAUCAAUGAGGGCAUGUGUCUGUCAGUCAAAAAAGUGGCUUUCACACGAAUUGGGGGGGGGGGCAAAUUUAGAUUUUGGGGGUGCCCAAAUUUAGCCGUGCCUAGGGCAGCACAAAUCCAAAAUACACCACUGACCAUGGCCCAGGGAUCGGCCUGCAUUAAUUUAUUUCUGUAGCAGCACUGUGUUCAGACAUGUAUUGGAGAUCUCUCUGAUCCUGGGCAUAAUCUAAUAAAUAUGUUUUGCAGAAUUACAUUCGCUAUAUUAUAUGUAACAGUUAAAGAAUGGGCUACUGAAGUAAUUUUAAUUAGUCCCCUGGCUAAUGCUAUCAACAGAAUUAAAGUCGCUAUUAAAAAAAAUCGAAAAAAAAUCUGCAUUACUUCUCUUUAACAUCACAUUGAAAGUCUAUUAAUGUACGUAUGUUUUGUUUUUUUAAUGAAUGGUUACAAAAAGAAGACGGAGGAUGUUUUUGCCCUACUGGCAGCGCACAGCAGAGACAGUCAGUUGGUUGAUGCAAGCGGAAAGGUUGAAACUCUUAACUUACAGCCUUACUCAAAGUAAGUCCAUUCCCCCUUCCUCCUGCACAUAUUGUAUAGCCGUGGCUACUUGCUGGCGGGACUGGUAUUCCAUUUCCAACACAAAGUGCAACAAACACAUCGAUAUCAGGGCUGCAAUAGGGCUGCAAUACAUGGAAUGCUGUAUGUGUGUGUGUUUUUUCCCCCCGGCAAUUAAUGUCAUGUUAAUAACGGCUGAAGAAAGUAUAAUAAAAUAGUAUGUGUUCCUUGUAUUUCUUUCCCUUGAAUUGUGCAUUGGUUGAAACAAGUCGUGAAUCUGUUUUAUAGAGUGUUUAACCCCUUAAGGACCAAACUUCUGGAAUAAAAGGGAAUCAUGACAUGUCACACAUGUCAUGUGUCCUUAAGGGGUUAAAGUUGUUGUUGUGAUAUGCAUAUCUGUAGUAUUUUUUCCCCUCUUCCAUUCUGGUUCCAUUAACAAAACAAUUUCCAAAAGGUUUCCCCAAAUAUCAGCUAUUUUCCUCAAUGAAUGCAUUAAAUAUGGUUAAUAUCAUAGAGUUACUAAACCAUCUUGCCAAUUGUAAAACACUCCCAAGGUUUUAUAUAUUUACAAUCCCUGCCUGGCAAAAUUCCCAAUAGUCUUUACAAAUAACAUAUGAUUCUAUUAUAUUAUACAUGGCGACUAAAGAGACUCCACAUGCAAUUUCUUUUAACAGGACAUUGUAAGCACGAAAGAUGCUUGCAUGUUAAUGAAGUGAUUUUGGGCCUAGAUACUGUCUCUACAUCCUUACAAAUCAAAUCUUUGUCAUCUCUGUGAAACAUCAUUGUUUACAUUUUCCAAUUUCAACACCUAGCAAUGCAACAUCUGAUUGGACAAACCUUGGGGAAGGGUUGAGCGGCAAUGAGGAAUCUAUAUUGGUGGUAGAUUGCAGGUGAGUUCAAUAGUGUUUUUUUAAAUGUAUUAAUUUAUUUGUGGAAUCCAGUAGUCUAAAAAUAAUUAAAAUGUCUACUUAAAAAUAUCUUGAUUUUUAACUAGGGUCCCUUAAAUUCAUAUCACAACUUGUGUGUGUUGUUCUUAUUUCGUUUCCUUAUCCACCUGUAAUACUUUCUACUUGCAGUAAUUCUCAUUUGCAAUGCUCUUUAAAUAUUUAUUAAAAUGAUACUCUAAGCACCAUAACCACUACUGGGCCAUGGUGACUGGAGUUCCUAGGUGCCAUCUGACAGUAAUAUGUGAAACUGUUUUGGAACAGUUUGCCACUUACCUUGCUUUUUUGCCACUUACCUUGCUUUUUCGGGUGCCAUUGGUCACUCCAGUGUGUGUUGAUAGUGUAAAGCAAAAAUUCAUACUUUUGCAUGAAAAUACAAACUCACACUAUAAGUAGACAGUAUGUUUGGUUGAGAGCCAUUAGCUGAUACUCUCAACCAAUGAAUCGUGCCCAAACUUGGUAUGUGCACUAUUACAAUUACAAUGCACUGUAGUGGUUAUGGGGCUUAGAGUGCCUCUUGUUUAAACAGAAUAUAGGAAACAAUGAAACAAGUGUCAACAAGUAGAGGGAAAAAACAAGGAAACAAACCGCAAUACAACAAGGAAACAAAAGACAAAAGGCAGGAGAAUGGUCAAAAAAGGAGGGGAACAAACUGAACAGAAAAGAAAAAGUUUUGACAUGUAUUAGAGAGAAAAUGAAGUGGGUAAAAGCAGUGAGGCAGGAAAUUCAGAGCCAAAAAACAGUAAUGCUCUUACACUACCGCACGUUAAACUACGGCACUUUGCAAGACACUUCUUUUGAUGAGUAUGUAGAAUUUAGUUCAAAACAAACAAACGUUUAUUAUGCAUUUUCUUUGAUAAAACAGAAAAGUAAACCAUUUAAUGUUGUUUUGCUUUUAGUUCACCAAACAAGACUUCUGUACCAGAAAAGCAGAUAUGUGAGCAAGACCCUGUACAUCUUCAAGAAUCUAUUGAUUACACACAUUUACUGGUAAAAUAACAGCACAUAGCAUUUCGGGAUUACUGUUAAUUCAAUUCGAAUAUACAAAUUAUCAUCUAUAGAUCUUGAAAACAUGAUCAUUUUCUUGCAUGUAUAUAGUUUGGUUAAUUUCAGUCUUUUGAUUUUUUUUUAACAAUAGCCUUCAGAUCUCUCUCUUAAACCGCGUGGGAUCAAACACACAGAAACUUCAACAAAAACUGUUAAUCCAGAAUUCAAACAGGAGGCCAUUUCACAGAGGUAAGCCAUUCCAAGGCAGUUCCUUAGCACAUUUGUCUGUAACAUGUUAGGCGCAAUAUGUACUUUUUUGUUAUAGUUAGCUAUUGUAACAUUACUCACCUGAUCCCCGUGCUGGCCUGGAUUCACGCAGAUCAAGAACUCCUGCCUCCAAACGAGCCACUCAUGGCUCAAUCGUUCCUGCUCCUGUCCGGGUCGCAAGUAUAUGAUCAUACAUUGCAUAAGCCUGCUACAAUGUCAGUGUACCCCAUUCUUGGCAGGUCCUACUCUAGCAGCCUAAUGCUUGCCCUUAUGAGAUUAAUCCAGUUACUUGGGAAAUACCGUAUUUAUCGGCGUAUAACACGCACUUUUUCUCCCUGAAAAUAGGGGAGAAAUUGUGGGUGCGUGUUAUACGCCGGCCCUUUAAAUACUGCAGCCGCCUGAGCGCUCUGUCAAGAGCGCUCAGGUGGCUGCAGUUGGUUCUCACCUCCCUGUAGCGUGGCCGAGCUGCUCUGCUGUCCGCGGUGGCUGGCCGGAGUGAUAGGAAGGUGCACGCUCAGUGUGCACCUUCCUGUCAGUCCGACCGGGUACAGGAAACAGAAACUCCUGUUCUGCGCGGAACAGGAGUUUCUGUUUCUGAGCACUGGCGUGACACCGCGAACAACUACCAAAAGAGGUAAAUAGAGGGGAGGUAUGAGGGAGGGGAGAAGAAAGAGGAGGGAGUAAGAAAGGGGGAGAAGUAGAAAAGAGGAGGGUAAGGGGGAAGUAAGAAAAGGGGGUAAGAAGAGUAGAAAGGUAGAGGGAAGUAAGAGAGAGGAAGUAAAGAAGAGGGGAGGAAAGGGGAGGGAGAAGGAAGUAAGAAAGAGGAGGUGGUAGAAAGAGGGGAGAGUAGAGGAAGGGGAGUAAGGGGGAAGAAAGAGGAGAGGGAGUAGGGGUAAGAAGGGAGUAAGAAAGGGGAGGGGGGAAGAGAGGGGGAGUAAGAAAGGGGGUAAGAAGUUCUUUAUUUGAAAUUUAAAGGACCACUCUAGGCACCCAGACCACUUCAGCUUUAUGAAGUGGUCUGGGUGCCAGGUCCCUCUAGGAUUAACCCUUUUUUUUAUAAACAUAGCAGUUUCAGAGAAACUGCUAUGUUUAUACUGAGGGUUAAUCCAGCCUCCAGAGCCUCUAGUGGCUGUCUCACUGACAGCCACUAGAGGCGCUUGCGUGCUUCUCACUGUGAAAAUCACAGUGAGAGCACGCAAGCGUCCAUAGGAAAGCAUUGUAAAUAUACAAAAUACAGAAUCCAGCGCACUCGCUUAUUGACUAAACCAUGGUUUCAAAUCUCACAGAUUGUAAUAGUUUUAUUUAAAAACGCCUCACCUAGGCAAACAAUAAUAAUGAGGGUUUAGUUACAUUAUAUGAUCAUAUAUUGCAUAAGCAUGCCACAACGUCAAUGUACUGCAUUUUCUUUUCUAGAAUUUUUUUUUCUAAUAUUUAUUGAUUUUGUCUUUUAGCUCAGAUCAGCUAUCAGGGAACAAUAAUCCUUUGGAAUUAAAGUUUACUCAUAUUGAGGACAAAAACUCGUUAAAUGUCAAUGAAGAAAUCUUUUUAGAUCCUUAUUUGUUUAAGGAACAUUUUACUGAGUGGCAUUUGGCUGAGAAUCCAAAAGAGAUAUCCCAUCGGACUGCAGGGAAGUCAUGGCAAGAAAAUGGGAGAAGUUCCUUUUCUCUAAACAGGUAUUAAAAAUGUAGUAAUCACUUUUCAACGGUGCAAAGAAUUGUGCUGUACAAUGAGGGAGAUGAUUUAACCCCUUAAGGACACAUGACGUGUGACAUGUCAUGAUUCCCUUUUAUUCCAGAAGUUUGGUCCUUAAAGGGUUAAGGGACUUUUACAAUAUUGUUUUUUGCAGACUAAUUAACGGUGAUUUGAACAACGCUGCAAUAUUUGUUUUACCAUAUAAAUAAUAAUAAUAAUAAUUUGAAAAAAGCAGAAACUUUACAUUUUCCAUUCUUAUUUUUCUUUAAAGUGCCUCUGUCACCUUCUGAGAUCUUUGCAUAUUUUCGUGCAUUGGCCCAGCAGGUUGAGUUAUACUUACCUGAUUCAGCCACCAGAGGCUCACAUCAAUGCAGUGCUCUCACAUUACAAGAGUACACUUAUGAGGUCAUGGAAGCCUCCAUAGAUAUUCUCUCUUGAUUAGCAAGAUCAUGCCUUAUUAUUACAGUAGUCACUUGCGAUGACUAAGAGAAGUGACAAGACUUGAUGGAGGUAGCUCCACCUUGUGUCAAGUUUUGUCAAUUUGAGGAUUUAUCUUAAAACAAAGUAGUCACUACUUUGUCUCAUGGUAUGUUUUGACUGUGUUGGAAUUUCAAUGAAACUCCAACACAGUCUUUAGAAGCAUUUCAUAUCUUAUAUCUUUGGGGUGUAGAGGGGGAGGGGUGCAAGAGCUGUUUUAAAUCCAUACACACGUAGAGAGUAUUUUAAAUGUGAUUUAGACUUGGUAGCUGCUACAGGAUUGUACCCUAACUUACAGGAAUGGUAAAUCCUACAAACAUAGGUACUACAUAGAUGUAUUACCGGGCCUUAGAGUGGCUGGAUUUAAUGUAAGAAAGAUAAAGACUGAGUCGGGAAUAGACAAGAUCAGGAAUAUAGAAAUAUGGAUAAACAGAAUAAUAAGCCGGGUCAUGAUACCAGAAAUAUACAAAGUCAAAUACAAGCCAAAGUCAGUAUCAGAAUAUCUAUAAGGAUAGACUAACUAUGAGCACAAACAUGUAUCAAGCCAUAAACCACGAUAGGGCAAAGAACGAGGGUCUAAAUUACGAUUAUAUAGGCUAACAAUGUUACUGAUUAGUCCACGUCAUCUCUGCUAUUCUAAAAUGUUCCAUAACAGGGUCACCUGGAUGAUCUGGUCACUUUAAGGGUGAGCAUGACAUCACAGCAUUUGAAUUUAUAAAAGACGCGCCAUUCAAACAGGCAGAGUCUAUUAUGUUGCAGGGAAGAAAUCGGGUACGAGGAUUUCGGCUGGCGCAAACCAGCAGAGGGUGCUGUUCACGGACCAAAUAAGUAUGAAUAUCUCCCUAUUCGGGCCGCACGACCUGAGGAGGGGAGCAGUGUGGGUGCCAGGAACAGGUAAGUAUGUUACAGUAGUAAAGGCCUCAUGGACUUUACAUGCAAUUUAGGCUUCUUUUCUUAAGCAAUGCAUUUUUGCCCAGCCUUUAUCAUGAUAAAUCUUUUUUUUUUUUAGCUUUGUCCAUUACAUUUUUAUGAAAGGUGCAUGGAUUAUUUUAGCCAUGGCAAUAUAGGGUUGUUGUUAUAUAUUGUGUGACAAAUGGUUGCUCUGCAUUAGACUGCGCACAAUGGUAUAGUGGGUUCUCUAGACCAGUGGUUCCCAAACUUUUUAGGUUCAAGUCUAAAUGUCUAGGUUGUAUAUCUGUACAGCGCUGCGGCAUUUACUGGCACUAUAGUGUAAUGUACAGUGUUGGCAUUUGAAGGGGUGCUUGUGUAUAGUUUUAGUGUUUUAAUACAGGGGUGUGUUUUAUGUAAUGUUUUCGUUUGAUUACAGUACAGGAGUGUGUUUAAAUGUAAUGUUCACUUUUAAAUGCAGAUGUACAUUUGGGUGAAGUAUUUGUGUUUGAAGGGGUGUGUUCGUAUAUUCUUUUGGAGUCUGAAUGCAGGUGUGGGUUUGUAUGUAAUAUUUGUGUUAGAUUGCAGAAACAUGUAUGGAUGUUGUGCCGGAGUAUGACUGCUUGGAUGGAUGCACAUACACUACCACAUACAUACAGACUUACACAAAUAUACAUACACACAAAUUCAUAAUAGACACCGACACAUACACACACACACCUUAACACACGCAUACACUGACAAAUGUACACACAGAUGCAUAGUGUAAGAGAAAAUAAGGAUGAACAUCUCACUUUCUCACUUUGUAUUAUCAGACAUGACACGUGCUGAGCACACUGGUCUAACAGUUGUGUUGUCAAACGAUCCUGGAGAUUUCCUACAAUUCUAAGCUGUAAGAGAUUGUGCGUUGAACUUUCACUAAUUCAGCUAGUUUUUGACUGUGCAGAACAUUUGUGCUUUUUAGUAGCAAACUGUGCCUUUUGUGCAAGAAAUACAAGGAAAGUAAGAGGAUGAAAUCACAGCUGCACUUUUUUUACAUUUAGUUUACUAUAGCAAAACCGACUCUUAUAAGAGGUAGAAAAGCUUGCCAACAAUGCACCUGUGUUCAAAUACUGACCUCUAAUGGUCAAAUACUGAAAUGCUGUAAAAGUCCUUUAUAUCAAUCCAGGAUUUAGGGAUUAAGUUGUGUCUAAGAGAAAGAAAGAAAGCUUUAGACACAACAGGGUAAUCCCUAAAUUCUGGACUGGUCGGGGGUAGUUGGGGACUGGGUUGGGAACCCCUGCUUUUUAUAUUAUUUUAUAACACUUCAAUAACAGCUAACCUAAUUUGAUUUGCAUUUUUAUAUUGCCGAUUUAUGAUUUUGUUAUAUUAUUUACUAGAAUGCCUUUCCAUUUAUUUUUAUAAGGAAAAAUCUGGAAAUAUUAUCUUUCAUUUACACUUUUUAUUUUUAAACGUAUCCUAUUGGUUAGUGGUGUGCCCCCAGCAUUCUUUUAACAAGAAUGUUGGUUAAUGUCCAACAUAUUGACUUAGAACCCCAGUCUUCAACUGUAAAAUGAGCUUUGGGCUCAUUUUCACAUUUUUAUAUAAUAAAAUAAAUUGUAAAAAUCGCGUUCAUUAGAACUCUUCUCAUUGUUAGAGGGUUUGCCAUUGCACUUGAAAUAGCAGUGAUGCUACAAUAAACAAUUUAUUGGGAAGUGUCACUUGGGGCCUCCAAUCAAUGGGGAGCCACGGCCUACAUUUACACAGUUUUUAACUUGUGUUAAGCCCAGCCAUUCUAACAACAAAUAAUAUCCGUUGGUUUCACAAGUUGUUGGUUUUUUUUUUUGUACUUGUAGUUUCUGAAGCUAAAUCUCCAUGUAAACUAUGUUUAAAUCCAUUUUACCCGCAGCAGGUAUGAGAAAUAUGAAGCACACAAACCAGAGAAAAUACUUUCAAAUCAUGGGAGGCUGUCCUUCCUCAUUCAAGAGAAAACAGUGGACCUUGAUUUUCCUGACCGUAUGUAACAAAUUACCUCCAAAAAUAUAUCCAACGUUGUCUAUGCUCUUACUCUGAGCCAUGAGCUGAUUAUAUUUUAGGUAAUUACUAACGUCACAAUGGAAUGUUUUGCAACCAUUCACUUAGUAGGUGAGUUAAAGGAACACUAAAGGGUCAGGAACACAAACAUGUAUUCCUGACCCUAUAGUGUUUAACCCACCAUUAAGGUGUCUUUCCCCCCUAUCUCCCCUAUAAAAGUUUAAAACUCACCUUAUUUCCAGCGCCGCGCAGGUCCACCGGCGCUGUCUCCGCCCCCUUUGUGACAUCAUCAAAAUGACCGAUUUUUAGCCAAUCCAAUGCUUUCCCAUAUUGACUAAAAUCGUCACAGGGGCAGGCCCAAAUGCCGUUUUGGCCAAUCAGGAUCUUCUCAUAGAGAUGCAUUGAAUCAAUGUAUCUCUACGAGGAAAAUUCAGCGUCUCCAUGCAGAGCAUAAGGACGCUGAACGUCAGGGCUGCUUUUUCGGCAGCACUGACCCAGGAGGCUCCUCCAGUGGCCACCUAAGGGGUGGCCACUUGGAAGUGUCCCUAGAGGCAAUGUAAACACUGCCUUUUCUCUGAAAAGGCAGUGUUUGCAUUAAAAAUGCCAGAAUGGAACUAUUAUACUCACCAGAACAACUACAUUAAGCUGUAGUUAUUCUGGUGACUAUAGUGUCCCUUUAAGACAAUAAGUAGAACAGGCUAGCGGGAGAGAUGUCAAUGGCAAAAGGUUCGUUAAACAGCUGGAAUUAGUAGGAAGUAAAACCUUUGUAAUGUGUCACAUUGGCUUUUAUAAAACAAUCCUCUUUGUCAGAUAGACAUUGACACUUUUCAGCACCUGUCGUAACCUAAGAUAUACAGGUCAAUUACCUUUUUUUAUAAUGAUCUUCAAAUAUGUUUGCUUGAUCAAAUAUGUAAACAGCAAGUUUUUAAUUUUCUUUAUUUUACUAUUUAAUGAUCUAGGUAAAGGAAUGAAGGAUUCCUGUAGUUCUGAUUGGUUGAUGUCAUCAUUUUCCAGUGUGUCAGAGCAAAGUAGCCCGAGACUCAGGAAAGAAAAUAAUUUAAGUAAAGGCAAGUGGAAUUUAUUGUUUUACAAAAUUUAGAACACCUUGUAGAAUCUCUGUUGAACCUGCAGCCGCUGAUCAGAAAUCCCAAGAAACAAACAGAGCCUGGACUGUCUCUGGGAUAUCAGAGCUCCCAAGUGUCCCUUUUUAGGAGGAACAGUCCCUAUUAUUGUCCAAGUCCCUCUGUCCCUUUUUCUAUCCUAAUGUCCCUCUUUUCUAGGAGUUCCAUAUUGUUGCUGUGUUUGUAUUAUUCUGUGGAGCUCUUUAAACACUCAAAGAGUAAUGUGUCUUUAAACUACAAUAAAUGUGUUUAGAAAUCACCUAAAAUUUCUCAGAACUACCCUGCCCAUGGACACACCCCUAAAAUUAAAGUGUCCCUCUUUGUCAAUUUGAAAUAUUGGGCAGUAUGGGAUCCACAACUAUUGAAAACCAUAGGAAAAAACAACCAAUACAAAACAUAGAUAUAGGAUGAUGAUAUAAAACAUGCAAAUCUGUAUUUUUUGGGGCAUGAUUCCACUAUAUUCGAGUAACCAAUAAGGGGCUGCAUUUAUCGGACUGCAGAAGGGGUGAUGAUGUCUUCAAAAUAGAGAGAAAGAAACAUGUAACAAUGAUGUAAACAGAAUAUCAGAAACAAACAACCUGUUGAUAAUUACAUGGAACGCUUGGCACAUUCUGCUUGAAUAACUAAGAAUCCCUGUACUCUUAUUAAACACUGAGAAUGUUCAUUUUGUCUCAUUUCAAUACUGCAGGGCAGAACUACAAGUCCAACAGAUAUAAGUAUUUACAGCUUGAAGACUACAAUGAUCCAGUCAGUCCCUGCGCAUUCGGGAGACAUUCUUUCACUACUUGUAAGUAUAUAAGAAUUCUUCAUACAUCCUUGAAAUAUGUGUUGUACCACCAGAGCGGAGCUUCUAUCCACGGUACAAUCUGUACUUGGCUACUGCAUGUGACUAUGUAGUUUACAAUGUAGAAGAAAGCACUUUCUGAUUUACUUCAGUCUAUCUGGAGUGGACCUUGUGAGUGAGACGCUAACAUCCUCUCACUAACCUGCUUAUUAACUCCUUUAGGAUCACAACCUGGACUUUAAAGAGUGGGUGUUUAUUCACUAAAAAGUGAAUUGUAAAGGGUUGGAAUCUGAAUGGCAACAAUAUAUUGUCCAACUCGAUUACAGCUUGGCUAGUUUAGUCAAACUUUUGAAAUUCAGUACAAUUCAGUAUUUAGUGAAUAAAUCCCUUUAUUUCUCAUUUAGCGUCCGGUCAGGAGCUCCCUGGAUCCCUCUGUAUGCUACAUUGGCUUUAGUAACGAGCAAGGGACUGGGCCACAGCCACCAGGAACACCGCUUGGAAAUAGUUUAAUAGAGAGCCAGGGGCCUUGUUAGAGCAUCCUAUCCACCACAGGGGACAAAAAUACAACAGAAUCAGAAUUCAUCUCACAAAGAUGCAAAUUGUGGCAAGUCGAAAUACAGGUUGCAAAAUUAAGGCAAAUAAAGCUGUUCUAGAAACAUUCACCAACUCAGCUAUAGCGAGAGCUUUCUUAUUUUAGCCUUUAUUUUGCAGUUUCUAUUUUUAAUUUGAAAUUCUACCUUAAAAGUGCUGUUAUUAUUCUAUGUAUCUAUUUAGAGUUUCUUAUAAAUAUGGUCUGUUUAGGGGAAAAAUCUUCUGAAUAGAUGCACAAUUGAUGACAUCUCAUUCCACAUUUGAUAGAAAGUCUGUGGAGAUCCAGCAUUUUCACAGGAUGUUCCAAACACCCAGUUUAGUAGCAGCUGCCUGUGACUUUAUCUGUGUGUAAAUAAAAGAUGAGAUGGUGAGGAUGAGAAAACUGAAUAAGCAGAGCUCCUUGUACUUAAAUCUCCCUUAUCUUUUUUACCUAAAUGCCACCAUGCAUGCAGGCAUAUCACCUGGGGGAGAUCCUUGAAAAAGGAUUCAGAGAAAGACCUACUUUAAUAAAUAACUGUUUGAGUCAGAGGGUUUGGUAGAGUAAUUGGAAUUGCAAUAGCAGAUUGAUAUAAUGUUCUUUCCACAGCCUUGACAAAACCAUCAUUGGAGACAGACAGCACAAGAAGCUUCUCUUCUGGAUUUCGUAGUAGAAUGAAGAACACUGAUACAAAUACAAAGGGUAAUAUUUUUGCAGCUUAUGUAAAAAUACUGUAAAUCUGGCAUCUCACACUCUGGCCCAGCAGAUGUUGCUGAACUACACUGCCCAUGAGUCUUUGGCCACCUAUUGCAUUCAAAGAAACUUGGAUUUGUAGACCAUCAAAAUUUGGGUCAGCCAGAGUGUAAGAACACUGCUUUAAAGGGACACUCUAAGCACUAUAACCACCAGUUGACGCUCAUAGCCAAUGUAUAAUGUCUCAACUUGGUAUGAAUUUGAUAUAAUGCAUAAAUAUGAACUUCCAUUUUAUCAGAUUAGCUGAGAGCAGAAGUAUUGUGGGGGCCAGACAGAACCAGGGAAGUGUCAAUUUGCUUGCAAAUGGUUUUACUGUCUACUGUUGGAUUGCUCUAGGGAACUCUUUUUUAAAAAUGUAUUUGUUUAGUUGCUUUAAAGCAAUACUGUCACGUGUAGGGUUAAGGUGAAAACAUGCAGUUAUGACUGUCAAAAAAGGAAACUAAUCAUGUUUGACGCCAAUGUGACAAUCCACAGGUCACAUAGGUUCAAACCAUACUGUGGGUCUGGCACCAGCUGAACAUAAAUGUCAAUUUAUACCAUUGGACUAUCACCACAUUGUACAAGAGUGUUAUGGUGUAUGAGGGACCAAUUAAGUAUUAUAAGUAUGCCUGAUUAAAAACUGUACAAAGGAUAGACUUUGAUGUAAGGCUAGAUUGUCCUUCUCUUCAUUUUGCGUCAGCUCGAUUCCAGUACAUUGCACAUAGAUAUAUGGUUUAAAUAAGUGGCUGUGGCACACUCUCUACAACCUUAAGCUUGUUUCUACAUUGGCACAUCCUCUGUUUUAAUUCCUCUAGCAAUCAACCCUUUGAGUUUCACAGUAUACACAGGGCACCAAUUUGAUUAUUUUGUUUUUUAAUUCAACCACCACCUCUAUUUUAUUUAUUUUUUCAUUCAACUUUAUUGAAAGACAUUACUAAAGGUCACAGAAAGAAAUUGAUUGACAUAGAUAAAAAAAAAAGAAGGUGGCUAAUUACAGCCAGCAUACAUGGGUUACGUGAAACAAGUUAUACAUGGUAGCAAGAGGACAAACGAUUGUAAGGUUGGUAAAACCAGUAAAUGUGUGUAAUGUCCUUCCAUUCUUCCAAAGAUGAAGGAGGGAGGCUAUGAUAAGAGUAUACGCUUUGAUCUUAGAUAGCCAGAUGUGGGCUAUUGUGUAUAGUAAGGGUAUAUUAGUCCCUCAUAGAAGGACGGAAGAAAGAAGAGGGUCCCAGACGGGAUCUUUGUAAGCACAAAGUUAUAGAGAAAAGAGAAAGUAGAGAAUGAGGCAGAUGUGGUAAGAGGAGUAGGAGGGAAAAGGGAGGGAAAGGGGCAUGUGAGAGACAUAGAAAAAGAAGGGAACAAAGAUAAGAAAAAAAAACGAAAACAAAAAAUACCAGCACAAACGUUGGGUAGAGGAAAAUGGACUCUCUCCUCCCCAGAUCCUCCCACAUGUUAGGUUCCCCACAGUGGCCCCCUCCCUGCAGGCCCUAUCAUCAAAGCCCCCUUGGUAGGUAGUAUGGAUGUAUACCUACAGAGUGUCCGCCAUAUUGUCUUACCCGCUCCAUAAGGCAGUCUAUCUCCAGGCCAUCAUAGCCAGUCCAAUUCUCAGUGGCAGUUUAGAAUGGAAUAGUUCUCAUAUCCCCUUAGCUUCCUGUGUUUGCACCUGUAGAUAGCCAUUGUAGCCACUAGGUAGCGUGGUAUACCUGUGUUCUACCUGCCGUCAAGAGAACCAACACUUCUAUCUGUCUGAUGUCCUCAACUCUAGUCAUCCAUUCUUGGAUCGUCGGAACAGCCUUUUGUUUCCAGUAGCACGAAAUAAGGCUAUGGGCAGUGUUGAGCAAGUGUGUGACUACUGUUUUUUUUACUCUAGCGAGCAAUAUUGGGGUCAAAUAAAACAGGUGUGUUUCUGAGGUUUUGCAUCAGUAAUCAUGGUGAGAACCUGAUCCACUUCCUGCCAGAAAGGUUGGUUCAGUGGGCAUGUUCACUAUAUGUGAUACAGUGAUCCCAUCUCCUUCCCACAUACCAAACACUAUGGGUUGCAAUUGCUUCCCAUAAUGGACAGUCUCUCUGGGGUCUUGUACCAAUGAGAAAACAUUUUAUUGCCAGAUUCCUGGAAUCUGGUCCUGAUUAUUAUUAUCACCAUUUAUAUAGCGCCAACAGAUUCCCUAGCGCUUUACAAUAUUAUGAGAGGGGGGAUUUAACUAUAAAUAGGACAAUUACAAGAAGAGGACCCUGCCCAAACAAGCUUACAGUCUAUAGGAGGUGGGGUAUAAAACACAAUAGGACAGGAUAUAGCAAUCAAAUAAGGUGAAAGUGAAGCAGAGCUGGAGAAGAGAGUAGAGUGCUGCCCUUUAGGAGAGCGCAAGAGACAGGUAUGUGAGGUAGAGGUUACUCUGGGAGGCCAUAAGCUUUCCUCAAGAGAUGGGUUUUAAGGCACUUCUUAAACGAUUGAAGACUAGGGGAGAACCUGAUGGCAAUUUGUGUACAAGGAGGAAAGUGGUGGACCAUUGUUGAGCUGACAAGGAGUGUCCCAGGUAUCUCUCCAAGCAUUUGAAAAAGGGAACCAAUGUUCGGCUCAUGAGGCAUUCAACAAGCUGUAUAAUAAUGAAAUUCCAUAUAAUGGAGGUGGUGGUUGGUUACAAAUAGUUUUGUAGGUAGUAAGUGGCCUAUUGCAGGUGCAAGUUUUGCUAUGCUCUUCAGGAACCUCACCAGUUGGUGUUAUUGGAAGUAAAUCCUGCAGCCGAUGUGGUAUGAGAUCUUUCAAGGGUAGGAAGUCACCAUUAAAAUUAACACCUAUAUUUUAAGUGCAAACAAUAAAAAUAAAGAUGCUGAGAGCACUCAAAGAGUAUAUAAAUUACCAUAAACGUGGAAUAAAGCCUACAAAUAAAAUAGAGCAUAGGGUAAUAUUGGCAAUAUAAAACAUAUAAUAAAACCCACAAAUGGUCCCACUUACAUAUUAGUGAGACACUUAUAUAACUGGCUCAGUCUAUCUGUUGAGGAUUUAAUGCCCACCUUUACUGUUAGAGAUAUUCUUCCAAUAUACAUCCAAGAUGCAGGAUACAAGGUAAAAAUAACUCAAAUUUAUUAAGCAAAGAAAAAAACAUAAAAUCUCUAAAGGAAUAAAAGGUCCACCUGCACCUGACGCGUUUCAACUUAAUGUCUUCAUUAAAAGUGUUGCAGCACCAUCUUUAUAUGUGUUGGCACUUUUUUUGUGUGUGUUGGAGUGACCCACAGAGGUGAUAGUAGCACCUGUUAUUGCUCUUAGAUUUUCCUUUCCCUUUUAAUUUAUAUCUAUAUUUUAAGUACUUAUGUGCAUCCAUGAUUUAUUUUGGUUUUUGUUCUCAUUCACCCAUGAUUUAUUUUUUUUCCUCAUAGGAAAAGCAGCACACAAUUAGCCAAUAUGUUUAAGUGCAAUAUGUAUGUCUACCACAACCGUCUGCUCUUAUUAGUCAUCGUUCUAGUACAGGGGUAGGCAACUUUUUAGCAGCACUGUGCCGAUAUAGGAUUGUGAUGUCCCGUAGCGUGCUGAUCCUAUUUUUUUAAAUUGAGGUGUGUAUGCUGCCGUAUUCUGCUUGUGUUAUUGUUACUGUAAUUGCUUUGUAUCGUUGUAUUUGUGCGUAUAUGAGCUAUUAUAUUGAAUAUGUUCAUUAGUAGUUUAUGGUAUCGUGUAUGAUACAUAUGAAUGUGGGCUGUGUAUGAGGGCUGCUUGUGGAAUUGUGUGUGGAUGGAUAUGUCACAUUGUGUGUUUGGUAGUGUGUGGGGGCUGUUUGGGCUAUUGUAUGUGGGGUUGUGUGCAUGUAUGUAUAUUGUUAGUGGUGUUGCGUUUGUGGGGAUUGUGUGUUGUGUGUGUGUGGGCUGUUCAUAUUAUUUGUAUGAGGGGAGGGUUAUUCUACAUUUCUGUGUAUAUCUAGCAGUGUGGGUGGGUUCCCUGGGUUCCAGUGGGGACCAGGCUGGCCAGGCACUGGUCAAGGACAGAAGCUGCGAUAGCUGCUCUACUACAAUGUGGAUUCCCAUUCACAAGUGCUGGGAGGAAGUGAUCUGAGAUCACUUCCUCUAUGUGCUGCAAUGCAUAAAUUGAGGUUUGUCCUUCACCACCUCUUUGUAUUAGCAGAUAUCUGAAGUUUUACUGGGACUCCUGAUAGGCCAGAGUGCGUUUGGCUCUAGCAGCCUUGAGUGCCGUGCAAAGACACCUCGAGUGCCGUGCAUGGCACUAGUGCCGUAGGUUGCCUACCCCUGUUCUAGUGUAUUAUGUUUUAGGUAAAGUCAGCUUGAAAAUAGAGCAUACACAACAUCAUUCCAAGAAAACAAAUUGCAUAUUUCUAUUAAUGAGAGAAGAGACGCCACACCCGCACAAAAAACAUUAUCAAUAUUCUCGUAGUUGGCUAAGGCCUGAAAUCAAAAGGCUAUUUUUUUUUGUGUUUUUUUCACACAGGAUUAUACCUUCAGAAAUCAGCUUGGGCUUCCAGCAUUCCUGUAUAUCCACAGAACAAAGAAAACAUUGCAGACAAGUUGCAUCUUACAAAGUACAAACGAAGCAUCCAUAACCAACAUGUGAAUAGGUAAACUAUUCUAGUUCGCUUGUUUCCAUUACCAUUCAUUGAUGGAAUUAAGAGGCAAUUUAAAUCAAAGGAACACUCCAAGCCUCUAAAGUACUUUGAAGGUUAAGAGCAUUCCCUCUAUGUCUUAUUUUUCUUUCUUGAGGUCAAAACACUCUUGUUGAUGCCACCUUGCUGUCAACCAGUCAGCUGGGUGGUUUUUCUUCUUCACUCAACUGAGCACUCUUUCAAAGCAGAAGGGCUCCUCAUAGAAGUGCAUUGGUUUCUAUGUUUCUUCAUAAACAGAUUGUUGAGCAAUAUGCCCUGUGUGCCAAUGCUUCUCUACAAGAAGCAUUGGAUUUGCCAGGAGAUUACAACUAGUGAUGAUCUUCUAGGAAUGCAGUGAGAAAAUAGUAUUGUCAUUUGAUUACAGGUAAGCAACUUUUUUUAUUUUUUGAGAAAUGGGGAAGGGGUGCACCAAAUCUGAAAUAGAAAAAUAAUAAAUUUAAAGUGAGACUUUGACUUGUGUGGCUUAGCUCUUAACACCCAGUCAGAGGCGGCUUUAGACUUAAUAUGCGAAAUUCAAGCAUGAGGCACCACUAACACCCAAAGUAUAAAAUAAUAGUGUUGUAUUUUGUGUGUAAGGAGCAUUCGCUAUGUUGAAAGGAGGGCUUGCAGAGCUGAAUACAGAGCGUAAGUCUCUGCAUUCAUUGUUCAGAAGCUUGCAGUGUCACGGUUUCUUCUGCCCCUGCAUUGUGAGCUCUCUGGCUGUAGUUGUAGCAUAAUUUGCAAACAAAAUUAAUUUGCAAUAAAUACAUUUAAUUUGCAAUUAUGCCAAUCGUUUAUACACAGUUGUGGGGUAUGGUUGCCUAGCUUGGCAGUCGUGUAAGUACUGGUGUGAAGUGGUUAUCGAAAACAAAAAUGAAAAUUUAGUUUGAGCAAAAAAGCUUUAAAAAUUUUUUUUUUUUUUUACCAUAUAAUAAAGUGUGUAUGAUGUAUGCCUUCAGCUGGUGACUGUGACAGAGUGAGUAAAGGGUACCAGUGGCAGGGAUUGUGUGACAGGACAAAGGAGGGAAAUGCGACAGGGUGGGGGGUUGUGAGAGAGAAUGAGGAAGGGCGAGUAGAUAUGGUUUGAUGAGGGAAUGUGACAGAGCAAAUGGAGGUGUGUCAGGGCAAUAGUGGCAUGGUAGGAGGGACGAGUGUGACAGGAUUGUAGAGGUUAAUGUGACGGUAAGUGUGGCAUAGUUGGGGUGGGGUGAGUAUCACAGUUUUGGGGUGAAGGGUGAAUGUGGCAUGGUUGGAGGAGGGAGUGUGACAGGAUUAGAGGCAUUAAUGUGAUGGUAUAAGUGUGGCAGGGUUGGGGGGGAGUGUGACAGAAUUAGGGAGGGUUCAUUUGACAGGGUGAGUGUGGCAGAGCGAGGGCAGGUGAGUUUGGAGGGGGUGAGAUUAACAUGAUUAGGAGUGGUUAAUUUGAGUGUGGAUGCGUGAAGGGGCUGAAAGUGUGGAGAGGGGAUGACAGUCUUGUGAAUGGUGACAAUGUGUGGGAAUGUGUGUAUAAGGGAAGGUUACAGUGUGUGAGGGGGAUGACACUAUGUGUGUGAGAGGGUGACAGUUUGUGUGUGAGGGGUGAUCCUGUGUGUGUGUGUGUGGAGGGGGUGAUACUGUGAGGGACAGUGGGGGUGAUAGUGUGUGGGACAGUGGGGUAAUUGUGUGUGGGACAGUGGGUGGAUACUGGGAGGGAGGGGGGAAUACUGGGAGGGAGGAGGGUAAUACUGUAAAUGGGGAAAUACUGGCAGGGAGGGAGGUGAUAGUGUGAGGGAGGGGGGAUACUUGAAGGUAGGGGUAAUAGUGUAAGGGAAACGGUAAUACUGAAAGGGAUGGGGGUGAUGGGGUGAGGGAAGGGGUGAUACAGGGAGGGGAGAUACUGGGAGGGAGGGGGUCAUAGUGUGAGGGGGGAGAUACUGGGAGGGAGGGGGUCAUAGUGUGAGGGGGGAGGUAUUGGGAGGGAGGGGGUCAUGGUGUGAGGGGGGAGGGGUCAUGGUGUGAGGGAGUGGAUAUAGUGGGAGGGGAGUGAUAGUGGGGGGGUCAUGGUGUGAGGGAGGGGUAUACUGGGAGGGAGGGGUAAUGAUGUGAGGGAGGGGGUAUACUGGGAAAGGGGUGAUAGUGAAUAAAUUUUAAAGGAGCACUAUUGGGUCAGAAACACAAACAUAUUUCUGACCCUAUAGUGUUAAAACCACCAUCUAGCCCCCCUGGCCCUCUCUUGCCCCCUAAAUAUAGUAAAAUCUUACUUGUAUUAAAGCCUGAAGCUGCUGGUUCUGCCCCUGUCUGCCUCAGAAUAGCAAGCUGUCUGCUGACAUCAUCAGAAGUCUUGUUCUGAACCAAUCACAAUGCUUCCCCAUAGGAUUGGCUGAGACUGACAAAGAGGCAGAUCAGGGGCAGGGCCAGCACAAGUCAAAGAGAGCCCUGGACAAUCAGCAUCUCCUCAGAGAGAUGCAUUGAAUCAAUGAAUCUCUAUGAGGAAAGUUCAGUGUCUUCAUGCAGAGGGAGGAGAUACGGAUAUGUUGUGAUGCACACUAUGAAAGACUAAGAUAGGAAGUAGCUCUAGCAGCCAUCUGAGGAGUGGCCAGUGAAGUUAUCACUAGGCUGUAAUUUAAACACUGCAUUUUCUCUUAAUAGACAGUGAUUACAGCAAAAGGCCUGAAGGGUAUGAUUCUACUCACCAGAACAAAUGCAAUAAGCUGUAGCUGUUCUGGUGACUAUAGUGUCCCUUUAAUUUGGAGAAAGAUAGAAACACAAUGCCUAUACACUGAUCAUCCACAAUAUUACAACCACCUGCCUAAUAUUGUGUAGGUUCCCCUCGUGCUCUCCAAACAGCUCUAAAGCAUGAUUGGGGUAAUCACAGACAUUCUGACCUUCCUGCGGCAACACAGCAAACUGAAAUGCACUGUGUGUUCUGGCACCUUUUUUUAUCAUGGCCAGCAUUAUGUUGUACCAGAUGGGCUAGCCUUUGUUCCCCACGUACAUCAAUGAACCUUGAGCGCCCAUUACCCUGACAGCUGUUCACCGGUUGUCCUUUCUUGCACCACUUUUGGUAAGUACUAAAAAAAAGUAUUUCAGUUUUGGAGAUGCUCUUACCCAGUUAUCAAGCCACCAAUAUUUGGCCCUCGUCAAAGUCACGCAGAUCUUUUCACUUGCACAUUUUUCCUUCUUCCAACACAUACAUUUUAAGUACUGACUGUUCGGGUGCUGCCUAGUAUAUCCCACCACUUGACAGGUUUCAAUGUUGUGACUGAUCAGUGUCUACAUUAAAAAUGAGAGUAUUAUGCGGCAGACCAGUAUUCAGACUAUAAAAAAAGAUCUAUCAUACCUCCCACUUUUAAAUUAUAUACUUGAAUCAUACAUGAGAAUGUAUCCUAAGAGUCAAAAUUACAUUCAGAAAAAACUUAAACGCACAUAAUAUGAGACUUACUCACAAGGUCUAUCAUGCAGAGAGGAACAUUAUGAAAAUGUAUCAUCUUGGAAGGUUAUUUUAAAACAGAUCUACACAAUCCUGCAUAAAUAUACAUUUUUAAAUUCCAGAUACAAUUUCCAUGUUCCAUUUUUGAGACACUCCCGCUUUGCUGGCCCAGUAAUCCCUUGCAGUCAUAAAGUAACUCAACAAAGUAAAUGCUGGUCAUGUAUAAAGCAGAAACACAUGGAUCCCACUGACAGUAAGGUAUGUAGAACUGCUUCAUGGGUUUGUUGGUGUCUACACUUUCAUUUAUACAAUGAUUAAGUAAAAGAUGUAACCGAAAUAAAAAAAACAAUAGUUGUUUGCAGUUUCCACAAUGGGUUAUUUUUUUUUUUAAGAAAUAUUGUCCCCUUACACUUGUGUCAGGAAGAUUGUCCAGUUGUGAUUCUAAGCAGCUAUGUUAUGUUUCUGUUUUUCUUUUCUUAUAUAUCAUGCAGAUGUUGAAUUCGGUUUUGGACCAAGCUCUCUGUACUGCCAAACGCAUGCAGAAAACAACGGAGAGGAUGCUAAAAAAACUGUCUACAGAACAGAGUAUUCCAUCCUGUAACAGACUCUCCUACAGUCGAUAA